Engraulis encrasicolus (European anchovy) is the source of this 55733-nucleotide messenger RNA. RefSeq lists its product as uncharacterized. The transcript is spliced from 6 exons. The record is from RefSeq and is a predicted model, not a curated record. Gene Ontology annotation, biological process: regulation of apoptotic process. Bases 148 to 55185 code for a protein of 18345 amino acids. Lineage: Eukaryota; Metazoa; Chordata; Actinopteri; Clupeiformes; Engraulidae.
CAAGUCACUCACGUCCGUCUCCCUGUUGAUUAGGACAUGAAACCAUCUUGAGGACAGCACAGAACAAUGUAUAAACAACACACAGCCACUGGUGACUCUUUGAAAGGUCUGUAGCUCCCAGGACAGCAGUCUGUGGAGCCCUGAACCAUGGCUGAAUCAGAAGUAUACGAUGAUGAAUUCCUGGAAGAGUUCAGGGAGCAGAUAAUUUCUCGUGUGCAGCAUGUAAGGCCGAUAGCAGAUGCAGUGAUCGCCCAGCAGCUGGUACAGGAGGAAGAGGCGAGUAGUGUGCAGUCUGCUCCCGACCACCAGGAGGCGAUCAAGGCACUCUUCACGGCUCUGGAGGGAGCACCUUCACAGAGCAGACAGUCCUUCCUCCAGAUACUGAGGCAACAUGAGCCCAAACUCAUUGAAGAGCUUGAGAAGAGACAACAAAACAGCAAGGGCACACAAACGGAUAUCACACCGAGGCCAGCUGAAAAGAGGGAUGAAGGUGGUGCAAGGCAAAAAGCUGAAGGCCUUUCCAAAAGGGAGUCCCUGAAACGCCGCCGUCAGGAGACCAUGCAAGCCAUUGAGAAAAUCGAGAAGCUCUGGGAAGGGACAAAGAGAGAACGAGGAGAAAUAGACAGCAUGAGGGACAGGAUUCAGAGACAACAGAGCGAGAUCACUCAGCUGGUGGAACAGAAGCGGCAACAGCAGACAACCAUUGAACAGCUAAGAGCUCAACUUCAGCAAGCCAUGGAGAGAGUGGUGGAGAGUGGGGAGGAUGAAGACAAAGAAAGAGUGACCAUUGAACAGAUGAGAGCUGACAUUCACACAGAGAAAGAGAUGCUCGAACGCAGGCGCGAGGAGAUUUUUCGAGACCGGCAAGAGCUGGAGCUGACUAGGUACGAGAUGUUGAGAGCAAAGGAAGAGACAGAGAGAAACCAGCAGGUGACAAAACUGGAGAAGGAGAAGAUGGAUCAGAUGAAGACUGACAUCCAGAGACAAAUUUACGAAAUUGAAAAACAAAUUGAGGAGACAAAACAUGCAAAAGAGAACAUGGAUAGGAUGAGGGCUGAAAUGCAGAGUGAAAAGGAUGACCUGAAGAGAAAGAAGGAUGACAUACAGAAACAAAAAGAACAAUUUGAACAGAUAAAAAGCGAAAUAAAUACAGUCAAGGAAGAAAUGGAGAGGCGAUGGCAAGAUGCAGAGAAAGAGGAACGGGAACAACGAGAGCUCAUUCAGCAGGAGAAAGAUGAACUUCUUGACUUACAGAUUGAGUUGCAAACAAUGAAAGAGGAGGUCGAAAAGAGCAAAGAGGAAACCAACGAGGAGAGAGAGAGACUACACCAACAAAAGAAAGACUUAAAUCGACAAAAGGACAUGGUUGAAAAAAGAAAAUCUGAGGUAACAGGGAAAGAGAAGGAGUUUGAGAAGAUGAGGUUGGAGUUAAAAGAAGCACAAGAAGAAGUGGAAAGAGAAAGGGAGGAAGUGACCAAGGAGAGAGAGAAGAUUGACUUUACAAAAGAUGACAUUCAGAGGAAGACCAAAAACAUAGAACGAAGGAUAGAGGAAAAACGACAAAUGAGCAGAAAACUGGAACAGAUGAGAGCUGAGAUUCAAAAGGCAAAAGACACUCUGGAGAAACAGCGGGACGAUGUUCGCAAGGCAAAAGAAGACAUGGAGAGGCGAAAAUACGACACAAUGAAAGAAGAGAUUGAACAUCGGGCGGCAAUUCAAAAAGAGACAGAUGAAUUAGAGAGGAUGAAGGCAGAGUUGCAGAACGCAAGUGAAGUAGGGAGGCAGAAAGAGGCAAAAGAAAGAUUAAGACUGAAACAAUGGGCUGAAGACUUACAGCGAGAAAAAGAAACAACAGAAAGAAUGAAAGCCGAGACGAAGAUUGAAAAAGAAAACAUUGAGAGGAGGAAUGCUGAGAUUAUGAAAGAGAGGCAAGAGCUGGAGGACAUGAGGUAUAAUCUGCUGAAGGUCAGAGAGGAAACUGAGCAGAGCCGAGAGAUCAUUAAAAGAGAGAAAGAACGAAUGGAGACAAUGAAAGGUCACAUACAGUAUCAGAUUGAUGACAUUGAGCGUAAAGUUGAAGAAACGAAGGGGACGAAAGAGCAAAUAGACCUCAUGAAAGCAGAGAUACAGAAAGAAAAGGACGAGCUGGAAACCCAAAGAGAGAAGAACAGGCUGGAAAAAGAGCACUAUGAGUCAAUCAAGUCCGACAUCAUUCAGCUGAAAGAUGAAAUGGAGAAAAGGUGGUCUGAAGCCGAGCAAGACGAAAUGGAGCAGAGAAAAAGAAACCAACGAGAAAGAGAAAGUCUUGAGCAGCUGAAGGAAGAGAUUCAGAAGGAAAAAGAUGAAGCUGACAUGGCUAAAGAGGAAAUACGACUAGAAAAAGAACGCAUUGAUCAAAUGAAAGCUUCCAUGAAAGGUAAGAAAGAAUUGCUAAACAAAAAAGAAGAUGAGCUCCAGAGAAAAGAGGAAGAGUUUAAGCAACAAUUUGAGUCAGAGCAAGAAGACAUGCAAGGCAGACUUGCGACUGUACUAAAAGAAAGGGAUGAAGUCAACCUGAUGAGAAAAGAAUUACAACAGAAGUUAAAUGACAUUGAAAACAAAGUUAUGGGGGCAUCCAGAGCCCAACGAGAGGCAGAAGACAUACAAGAAGCCAUAAAGAAAGCUGAAUCUGUCCUGGAACAGCAGAGAAUUGAGACCAUGAAAGCCAGGGAUGAAAUAGAAAAAAGAAGAUAUGAAGUGGCAAUGGAGGAGUUGGAAAAGCGUGCUGAGCUCCAAAGAGAGAGAGAGCAAUUGGAAAACCUGAGCGCUCAAGUCCUGCUGUUACAGCAGGAUCAGGAUAACGCAAGAGAUCCUUUUGAAAGAGAGAUAGCCCAGAGCUUGCAGAGAGAGACCCAACAAGAGAGAGAAAUGUUGGAACAGUCGAGAGCUGCAAUACAGAGGGAUAGGGAUAAUCUUGAUAGGGCUAGGAGGGAGUCAGUGAUAGAGCAACAGAAUUUGGAAAAGGUACGUGAGGAAAUAAUGAGACUGAAAGAGGAGCUGGAAAGUAGCAGGUUCGUCAGCUUGAGAGAAGGCGUACCACAAAGGAUACAACAGGAGGCUGAGAUGGAGGAGAUCGAAAGGGCCAGAAAUCUUGUGCUCAGAGAGAGAGAAGUGAUUGAUCAGACCAGAGAGGCAGUGACACAAGAGAGGCAGGUGAUUGAACAGACCAAGACCGAACUUGAGAAGCAGACCGAAGAUCUAACAAGAAGGAUGUCAGAAAUGAAAGAUGGGGAGGAAAGAAUGCAGCAGAUGUGGGCAGAGCUUGAACGACAAAGGGAGGAGCUUAUGAGAAUGAGAGAAGAAGCACGAAAGCAAAUGGAGCCGUACGAACGGGUGAAAGAUGAGAUUGACAGAGUCAGGGCUGAGAUAGAGAGGAUGUGGGACGAAGCUGAGAGGGAAGAGAGGGAGGAACGGGAGAGGUUACAGGUAGAGAGAGAGGAAGUGAACGAAAGGGUGGAGGAGAUUAAGAGGCAAAUGCACCAGAUCGAGGAGAUGAAGACAGACCUGACACGGCAGAAGGAGGAAACUGAUGCCAAGAUUGAGAUCAUCCAAAGAGAGAUGGACCAGCUGAAGAGGAUGAAAACUGACAUCCAGAGACAGAGAGAGGAGCUGGAGAGCAAAACAGCAGAGACAAAGAUGGAGAGAAAGGAACUGGAGAAGAUUCGCUCAGACAUCCUGAAACAGAAAGAGGAAGUGGAGGCCAAAAUGCAGCGGGCCAAAAUGGAAAUGGAGGAGAUGAGGAGGAUGAGGGACGAGAUCCAGAGACAGAGGGAUGAGCUUGAGGACAGGAUGCAGAAAUCCAAACGAGAAAUGGCGGAGAUGGAAUACAUGAGUGCUGAGAUGGAGAGAAAGAGGAAGGAGCUGGAACACAGGCUCCGGAAAACCAGGAAGCAGAGAGACGAGAUGGAGCAGAUGAAAGCAGAGAUCGAUAAGGCGAGAGAGGAGUUUCAGCUCAGAAAGGAAGAAGAAGAGGCAGAACGUGAGACACGAGACAUGGAGCAGCUUACGACAGAGAUGCAAAGGGCAAAAGAUGAAUUUGACACCAAAGAUGAGGAGAGUCAUGAAGGAGAGGUGGAACAGGAUGAAAUCAACACAGAAAUUCUGCGACUGGUCCAGGAGAUUGAGAGAACUAGAGAAAUGGUGUGGGGCACUAAAAUGGACAUGCAGGCAAAAAUGGAAAAGUGUCACAUGAACAUUGCCGACCGAGAGCUCAUGAACAUCGAGUUGCAACGACUCAUACAAGAAAUAGAACACAUCCGGGAACUGUUGAAAAAAAUAAAAAUGGAAAUCAGCCAAAGCCAGCACAUCUCCAAGACAGAGCGAGAUGAGCUGAGAAUGAUCAAAUUUGAGAUACAAAAAAAGAGAAGAGACCUUGACAGGAGGCUUGACAGGACCCUGAGAGAGAGAGAUGAGCUGGAGAUGCUCAAAUUAAAUAUAGCCAGACAGCGUGACGAGUUGGAGGAAAGGCUGAGAGAGUGUCUAACAGAGACAACAAAGUUAGAGGCAAGUAGGGAGGAUAUCCAACGCGACACAGAAGCCUUACAACUUGCUCAGGAGGAGACUGAGAAAAUGAAGGUGAAGCUGCAGCUGGACUUCAAAGACCUGAAGAAAGAGAGGGACAUUGUAGAUAAAAUGAAGGCUGAUAUAAUGCAAUUAAGACAAGGAGAGGAACACACCAUGGGAGAUGACCCACACAUGGAUGACUCUGGGAUGGGAGAUGAGCUGGACAGAUCUUUGGUCCUUGAAAGCCUAGCGGACUUAGAGGAACAGCGCAAAGAAGUGGCGCAUCAGCAAGAACUGCUCAUUAAAUGUAGAGUUGAACUUGAAGACAGAAGAGCUAAACUACACAGAGAGAAAGAUGAGAUGGAGAACAUGAAGGGAGAACUUGAAGAUGAAAAACACAAGGUGGAAUCUGUUGCCAAACAGCUCGAAGAAGAGAGGAAAAGAAUUGAGAGCAUGAACAUGGAUUCUGUCAGAGUGAAAGAAGAGCUUGAACUGAUGUAUGCUGAGUUACAAAGAAAGCAAGAGGGAAUCCAGCAUAGCCAAGCUCUGCUUGAUGAUGGCCACAGACUCCUGGAGGACAAGAAACAAGCAUUUCAACAAGAAAAAGAAGAGAACGAGAGGGACGUGAGAAAAAUCAAAGAAGACCUAGAACUCUUGAGGGAGGAUUUAGAGAGUCAAAGAAAGGCUUUUGAAAUUCCGGAAAGUAAAAUAGCAAUGCAGAAGAAAACUACUACAGAUGAGGUGAGGGCAGAAAGGCGCGCAUUAGAAGAAGAAGAAAAACAGCUUAAAAAACAGAAGGCUGAGUUUGAUGAAGACAUAAAGAGACAGACCAAAGAAUUAGAGGCCAGCAAAAUUGAACUAGAACAGAAAUGGAAAGACUUAGAACAUGUAAAGGAAUUUCUCCAAACUGAAAUACAACAACAAAGACAGGAAGCUCAGAUCCUACUGGACAAUGCAAUAAAAGCAGACAAAGAAAAGAGGGAACAAACAGAGAGGGAGAUGGAGCAACUCAAAACCAAAAUGGUGCUCAUGGAAGAUGACAUGGCCACUGUCCAGAGACAAAAACAGGAAAUCAAGUUCAAGCAUGACGAUAUUGUCACAACGAUGGAAAAAGUUAGAGUGGAUAUACUGACAUUAGAAGAGAAGGAAAUUCAAAUUAAGCGACAGAAUGAAGAUGUUGAGAAAAAAAUGGCCGAGACACAGAAAGAAAGACAGCACGUAGAGAGGCUAAAGAAAGACCUGUUAGAACAAAGAGAAGAAGCUGAAGCAAAACUGGAAAUAUUGAGAAAAGAAAUGGAAAAACUGGAAAUCAUUAAAAAUGAAGUGCAGGUGGAGAAAGAGGAUGCUGAUGACAAACUGCAAAAGAUUAGGAAGGAGAUCAGAGAGAUGGAAAUUAUUAAAGCUGAGCUGGAGGCCAAAAGGAGAGAGCUGGAGUACGCUAUAAGAAGAAACAUGAGAAAACUAAAUGAGAUCGAACGAUCAAAGACAACAUUUCAACAGGCUAAAGAAGACUUGGAAAGAAUUGUGGAAAGGAUAAGACUAGAAAAGACAGAGAUUAAGGAAAUGAAAGCAAUUUUUGAAAAUCACUUUCAAAUUGACAGACAGGAGCUAAAGAAUGUUGAAGCAGAGCUUCAACAGAAGAUACUCUCAUUUACAAUUGAGAACAACAAACUUGCAGAAAACAAAUAUGCAGUUCAAAUGCAAAUGCAAAGUUUACAAAAGGCUAGAGAAGAUUUGAGAAAGGACAGAUGUGACAUGGCAAAAGACUUUGAAGAAAUGGCAAAAAUAAUUGAAAACGAGCGGCAAAUGAUAUUACAGAAAAUAAAAGAAGAGAUCCAGAACUACAACAAGAAACUACACAAGAUGCAACAGUCAAAGGCCAUUGUAGAACAGGCUAAAGAGGAUAUAGACAAGGCAAUGCAGAUAUUUGCAUGUGAAAAGUCAGAGCUACGUCAAAUGAAGGCUGUUUUUAUGGACCAGGUAGCAUACAUAAAAGAUCAGUUUCAACAAAUUGAGAGGGAAUUUCAGCAGAAGAUUGAUCUCAUUCAUAUGAAAACCAGCACCUUGGAGGAAGCUGAAAGUGCACUUCAUAUCCAAAGGGAAAGACUACAGAAAGAUAAAGAAGAUAUGGACAAGGAAAGAGGUAAAAUGAUAGAUGAGUUUGAGGAACAGAGAAUAAUCUUAGAAACAGACAGGCAAACACUGGACAAAAUCCGAGAAGAUUUACAAAGACAGAGUGAUGAAAUUGCCCUAAAAAAGUCUGAGAUUACACAAAGUGAGGUUGACAGUGAAAGGGUGAAAACAGAAAAUGAAGGUGGCCUAAAAAGGAAAAUUACAGACGCUUCUGUUGAGACUGAGCAACUUCUCAAAGCAAAGGAGGAGCUGAACUCAAAAAUGGAGGGAAUUAAAAAAGAGAUGGAGAAACUUCAGCUAGUCAAGGACGACCUCAGAGCAGAAAGGGACGAAAUUGAUAACAAAAUGGCACAGACCAGGAAAGAGAUCGAAAAUAUGGAGGCCAUCCGUGCUGAAAUUGAAAACCAUAAAUUGGAACUUGAGAAGGAAAUGUUUGUAAGUAGGGCUGAGAAAGAGGAAUUGGAGGUGUUGAAAUCGGACAUACAGACACAAAAAGAAGAAACCGAGUCAAAGCUACUGAUGUUGAAAGAAGAGACAGAGAACAUGGUAACCAUUAUGGAGGAGAUGAAGACAGAGAAAGAAGAAUUGGAAAAUAAAAUCCAAAAGAUGAAGAAGGAGAUUGAAGAGAUGGAACUGACCAAAGCUGAGCUGGAAGCCAGGGAAAGAGAAUUAAAGCACAUAAUCAGAAAACAUACAAAGAAACUACAUGACAUGGAACGAUCAAAGACUGACCUCAAGCAGGCAAAGGAAGAGGUGGAGAAAGGAAUGCAAAGAAUUGCUCUAGAAAAGGUCGAAAUACACAAAAUGAAAACAAUGUUACAAGACCAAUUGGACAGCGAUAGAAAUCAGCUCAGGCAAAUGGAAGAAGAUCUUCAGCAGAGGAUUGGCCUAAUUGAUAUUGGGAAUACGGAACUGAGAGAGUUUGAAAGUGCACUUAAAAUAGAAGCACAAAAUCUACAGACAGCCAAAGAGGACAUGAUGAAAGAAAGAAGUAAAAUGACAGAUGAAUUUGAAGGACAGAGGAAAGUCCUUGAAAUGGAGAAGCAAAUGCUGAACAAAAUCAGAGAUGACUUAAAUAAACAAACCGAAGAAAUAACCUUGAAGGUGGAGAUUGAACAAAGUGAGGCUGAUAUGGAAAAGAUGAAAACUGAACAGCAGGUUGCCUUGGAACAAACAAGUACAGACACAUCUACUGAGACUAAACAACUUGCUACAGCAAAGGAAGAGCUCCAGAUUGAGAGGGCUAAAAUGCAACAAGAACUUGAAGCUCUUCAGCAUUUCAAGGCCUACCUGACGACAGAAAGGGAAAAUAUUGACAGUAAAAUGAUAGCGACACAAAAAGACAUUGAGAUUCUGGGUAGAAUGGACACUGAUAUUCAAAAACAGAAAGCUGAUCUAGAGAGAGAAAAGCUUCAAACACAAGCUGAGAAAAAUGAUCUGGAGACACUAAAAACUGACUUAGGUAAACAAAAAGAAGAGACUGAGUCUAAGCUAGUGAUGCUGAAACAAGAGAUUGAGAACAUGGAAAUGGCAAGGAAAGGCACACAGAGACAAAAAGAGGAACUGGAUGACAAGAUCCAAAAGAUAAAGAGGGAGACGGAAGAGAUGGAACUAACCAUUGUCGAGUUGGAGGAGAAGAAAAGACAAUUAGAGCACACCAUCCGAAAACAGGCAAGAAAACUGUCUGAUAUUGAAGAAUCAAUAAUUAGCCGACAACAGGUUAAUGAGGAGGUGGUAAAACAAAUGCAGAGAUUUGCCACAGAAAAGGAACAAUUGAUUGAAAUGAAAACAGAGUUCCAAGACCAGGUUCAGAAUAGUAGAAAUCAACUUCAGCAGAUAGAGAGGGAAAUUCAGCAAAGGAUCAACCUCAUGGAUAUUGAGAGCAAGAACCUAAGAGAUGCUGAAGGUGACCUUCAAAUUCAAACACAAAAUCUGCAAACCGCCAAAGAAAAAAUAGAAAAUGAGAAAGCGAAAAUAGCAGAUGCGUUUGAAGAACAGAGAAAAAGCUUUGAAAUAGAGAGGCAAUUUCUUGACAAUGCCAGACAAGAGAUGCUUAUUCAAAGUGGAGAAAUGCAGAUGAGGGAGAGGAAGGUGGAGCAAAUGGAAGCAGAUAUUGAAAGAAUGGGAAAAGAAAAGGAAUCAGCAUUAGAAAAACGAAUAAAAGAAGCCUCUACAGAGACUGAACAGCUCCGUGAAGCAAAGGAAGAAUUCAACACAAAGAUGGAGGACAUGAAGAAAGAAAUGGCUAUGCUUCAGCAGCUCAAGGAUGACCUCAACUCAGAAAGGCAGCAAACUGACCAAAAAAUGGAGGAGACCAAGAUGGAAAUUGAGACUAUGGCAAGGAUGAAGACUGAAAUUCAGCAACAGAGAGCAGAGCUGAAGAGGGCAAUGUAUGAAACCAAUAAUGAGAAAGAAAGUCUUGAGGUGCUCAAAUCUGAGAUAAGGGAACAAAAAGACGAUACUGAGUCAAAGCUGUUGAUACUGAAGCAAGGGAUGGAUGAAACCGAAGCCAUGAGGGAAUACAUCAAGAGACAGAAUGAAGAGCUAGAUUACAAAAUCCACAAGAUGAAGAGACAAAUUGAAGAGAUGGAACUCACUAAAGCGGAGCUGGAGGCCAAGCGAAGGGAACUAGAUCAUGCCACCAGAAAACAUGCCAGGAAACUGAAUGAAAUUGACAAAUCAAAGGUCGCCCUAAAGCAGGCAAAAGAAGAGAUAGACAGAGAGAUUGGGAGAAUUGCUUUUGAAAAGGACCAACUGAAUGGAAUGAAAGCCAUUUUGAGACAGCAACUAGAGAAUGACAGAAAUAAACUUACACAACUAGAAAGAGAGCUACAACAGAGAAUCAAUCUUAUUGUCAGUGAGAGCAACAAAGUACAAGCAGCUGAAAGUGCACUUCAAAUUGAAACACAACAUCUCCAGAAAGAUCAAGAAGAUAGGGAAAAAGAGAGAGUUAAAAUGGCAGAACAGUUUGAGGAAGACAGAAAAGCAAUUGCGACAGAGAGUCAUUUAUUGGACAAAGCCAAAGAAGAGCUGGAGAAAGAGGCCAAAGAAAUACAAAGCCGACAGAUGGAAAAGGAAGCAGAGUUUGAAAGGAUACAAACAGAAAGAGAAGGUGCGCUGGAAGCAGUAAUGAAAGAAGUCUCUGUUGAGACGCAAUACCUUGCUAAAGCGAAGGAGGAACUCAACAAAAGAAUGGGGGAAAUGGCAAAAGAAAUGGACAAACUUCAGAGCAUGAAGGAUGGCCUGAGAGUAGAAAGGGAUGAAAUUGCCCAUAAACAGAAAGAAAUAAGGACAGAAACUGAAAACCUGCAGGCAAUACAGGGUGACAUUCAAAAGCAGAAAACAGAGCUUGAGGUGGAAAUGCUUCAAGCAAAAGCAGAAAGAGAACAACUGGAUGCAUUACAAGCUGACAUAUGUAAACAAAAGGAGGACAGUGAAACAAAACUGUUGAUGCUGAAGCAGGAGAGGGAGGGAAUUGGAAUCUUGACAGAAGACAUCCAUAGGCAAAAAGCGGAGCUGGAUGAAAAAAUGCAAAAGAUGAAGAGUGAGAUGGGACAGAUGGAGCUGAUUAAAGUGGAGCUGGAGGACAAGCAUAGGGAAGUGGAGGAAACCAUCAGAAAGCAGGCCUGGAAAAGAAAUGAAAUUGAACAAUCAAAGACUGACCUAAAACGUGCUAAAGAGGCAGUUGAGAAGGAAAUGCAGAGAAUUGCUCUUGAAAAGGAAGAACUGAAUUUCAUGAAAAUAAUUUUCAAGGAUCAGUUAGACAAUUACAGAGGUCAGCUUCACCAAAUGGAAAUUGAAAUUCAGCAGAGGAUCCACCUCAUAAACAUUGAUGGCGAAAAAUUGAGAGAGUUUGAAAGGGCUCUCCAAUUCCAAGCACAAAAUCUACAGAAGGCUGAAGAACAUAUUGUAAAUGAGAAAAGUAGAAUGAUUGACCACUUUGAGAAUCAGAGACAAAAUCUUGACAUGGAGAGGCAAGCACUAAACAAAUUCGGAGAAGACCUACAGAAACAAAAUGAAGAAAUAAGCCUUAAGAAGGCAGAGAUUGUGCAAAGCGAGGCCGAAUUGGAAAAGAUGAAAAAUGAAAGGCAGAGUGCUUUAGAACAAAUGUUUAGAGAUGUAUCUGCAGAGACUGAACAACUUGCUACAGCAAAGCAACAACUCCAAAGGAAAAUGGAAGAAAUGCAACAAGAAUGGGAAGCACUUCAGAAGCUGAAAGAUGAUCUGCAAACAGAAAGGGCAGACAUUGAAAGUAAACUGGAGAAGACAAAGUUGGCAAUGGACACAUUGGAGGGAGUGAAAGCUGAAGUUGAAAAACAGAAAUCUGAGUUUCAGAGAAUUAUGUAUGAAACAAAUGUUGAAAAAGAACAACUCAACACACUAAAAUCUGAAACAAUGAAACAAAAAGAAGAAUCAGACUCAAAGCUACUGAUGCUGCACCAAGAGAUGGAAAACAUGGGAAUCGUGAGGAAACAGAUUCAGAUGCAGAAAGAGGAACUGGAGGACAAAAUCCAGAAGAUGAAGAAAGAAAUGGAAGACAUGGAACUCACCAAAGCUGAACUGGAAUGGAAGAGAAAACAACUAGAACAUACAAUCAGAAAACAGACCAAGAAACUAAAUGACAUGGAGAAAUCAAAAACCACCCUCAUGCAGACAAAAGAAGAACUGGGCAAGGAAAUCCAAAGAAUUGCCCUGGAAAAGGUUGAAAUAAACAAAAUGAAAACCAUUUUCAUUGAUGAGCUGGGAAAUGACCAAAAAAAGCUUCAACAAAUUGAAAGAGAACUUCAGCAGAGGAUCAAUUUAAUUGACGCUGAGGGCAAGAAAUUGACAGAUGAGUUUGAGAAUAAGAGUAAAUCCCUUCAAAUUCAAAAGGAAACAUUGGAUAAUAUCAGAGAAGAGUUACGUAAAGAAAGUGAAGAAAUAACACUACAGAAGGCAGCAAUUGCACAAAGUGAGGCUGAGAUUGAGAGAAUGAAAGUGGAAAGGCAAAGUGCUCUGGAAAAGGUAAUUGCAGAGGCUUCCGCUGAAAGUGAGCAACUUGCUACACUGAAGGAAGAACUGAAUAUGAACAUGGAAAAAAUUCAACAAGAAAUGGAAAAUGUUCAACGGCUCAAGGAUAAUCUCAAAACAGAGAGGGAUGAAAUUCAGAGUAAAACCGAAAACACAAAAGCAGAGAUGGAGAGAGAAAAGACUGAAAUUGAAAAACAGAGAGCAGAGCUUCAGGCAACUAUGUACGAGAUAAAAGCUGAGGAAGAAAAACUGGAAGUAUUGAAGUCUGACAUAUGGAAACAAAAGCAAGACACUGAGUCGCAGUUGGUGACACUGGGACAAGAGAUGGAGAACAUGGCAGCCAUGAAGGAACACAUCCAGAGGGAGAGAGACGAAUUGGACUACAAAGUCCAAAGGGAAAGGGCUGAAAUUGAAAGUAAAAUGGAAGAGACAAAAACAGAUAUUCAGAAUCUGGAAAUGAUAAGGGCAGAAAUACAGACUCGAAAAGCAGAGCUUGAGGUGACAAUUCAUGAAACGAAGGCUGAAACAGAACAAAUGGAGCAGCUAAAAUCUGACCUGAGGGCGCAGAAAGAAGACACUGAAGCAAAGCUCCUGAUGCUGACUCAAGAGAUGGAGAAAAUGGAAGCCAUUCAGAGACAGAGAGAGGAACAUGAUGAUGCCAUGAAAAGGGAGAGGAGACAGAUAAAACUGGCUAAAACUGAACUUGAGGCAAAGAGACUAGAUCUGGAACACACCUUCAGAAGACACGAGAAGAAACUGAAUGAAAUGGAACAAACUAAGGCUAACCUACAGCAGGCUAAGGAGCAGGUUGGCCAGGAAAUGCAUAGAAUUGCUUUUGAAAAAGACAAAAUAAAUGAAAUGAAGACCAGUUAUACACACCAACUGGAACAUGACAGAAGUCAGCUUCAACACAUGAAAGGGGAACUUGAGCAGAAAGUUGAUGUCAUUGAAAAUCAGAGGAAAAAAAUAAUAGAGGAAGAAUGUGCCCUUCAAACCCAUGCUCAGUCUUUACAGAAAGCAAAGGAAGACAUGGAAAAUGAAAGAGCUAAAGUGGAAGAAAAGAGAAAAAUCUUGCAAACUGAGGGCGAUUUGUUAGAAAAAAUAAAAAUGGAGAUAGAGCGACAAUAUGAAGAAACAUCCAUGAGGGCAAUGGAACUUCAAGCAAGAGAAGCACAGUUUGAAACGAUGAAAAGAGAAGCUGAGGGUGCUCUGGAAGAGAAAAUGAAAGAAUUGUCUAUUAAGACACAGCACUUUUACAACGAAAAGGAAAAUCUAAACACACAAAGGGAAGACAUUAACAAAGAAAUUGGUUAUUUACAUCAUCUUAAGGUUGAACUCAAAGCAGAAAUGGAUGGAAGUGACAGAAGAAUGGAAGAAACAAAGACAGAGAUAGAAAAUCUGAACAAAAUCCAGGCAGAGGUCCAAAGACAGAAAGUAGAACUUGAUAUGGUUAUUCUUCAAGCUAAAGCUGAGAGAGAAGAACUGGAGACACUAAAGGCUAAUGUCAGGGGAAAACAGGAAGACACAGAUGCAAAGUUGGAGCUCCUGGGGCAAGAGAUGGAGAACAUGACAACAAUGAAAGGGCACAUCCAAAGGCAGACAGAGGAGCUAGAUGACAAAAUACAAAUAAUGAAGAGGGAGAUGGCAACAAUGGAACUCACUAGGGCUGAGCUGCAAGCCAAACAAAGGGAACAAGAACAUACCAUCAGAAAACAGAUCAGGAAACAAACUAAAAUAGAGCAAUCAAAGACUGACCUAAGGCAGGCAAAAGAGGACAUUAACAACGAAAUGCAGAGAAUAACUGAGGAGAAAGUUAAAAUAAAUGAAAUGAAAACCAUUUUCAGACAACAAUUAGAAAGUGACAGAUAUCAGCUCCAAGAAAUGGAAAGGGAAGUUAAAGACAAGGUAAAUGUCAUAGAUAUUGAGAACAGGAAAUUGAGGGAAACUGUGAGUGAACUUCAAAUACAAAGUAAAACAUUACAGCAAGUCAAAGAAGACAUAGAACAUGAAAAGACUACAAUGGCAGAGCAGUUUGAGGAAAAGAGAAAGGUCUUGGAAGCUGAGUGGCAUUUGUUGGAGAAAAUCAAGGAUGAGAUGAAGAGGAAAAAUGAAGAGCUAUUGAUCAGGGAGGCGGAGAUUCAGCAAAGAGAAACAGCAUUUGAAAGGAUGAAAACAGAAAGUGAAGGUGCUCUGGAAGUAACAAUGAAAGAUGCCUCUGUUCAGAUGGAACAGCUCUCCAAACAGAAGGAAGAACUGAAUAUAAAGAUGGAAGAAAUUAAGAAAGAGAUGACUUCCCUUCAGCAGCUUAAGGAUGAACUCAACACAGGACGGGAUGAGGCUGACAGCAAACUGCAGGAGGCAAAGACAAUACAGGCAGAAGUUCUAAGACAAAGGGCAGAACUUGACAUGAAAACUCUUGAAGCAAAAGCUGAGAGAGAAGAACUGGUGGCACUUAAAUCUGUCAUAAAGGAAAAUGAGGGGGAUGCAGAAGCAAAGCUGGCACUUCUGGGGCAAGAGAUGGAGAACAUGGCAACAAUGAAAGGGCACAUCCAAAGGCAGACAGCGGAGCUAGAUGACAAAAUACAAAUAAUGAAGAGGGAGAUUGAAGAGAUGGAACUGACUAAGGAUGAGUUGGAGGCCAAGAGACGAGAACUAGAACACACCACCAGAAAAUACGCCAGAAAACAAAAUGACCUGGACCAAUCAAAGAUUGGCCUCAGGCAAGCAAAGGAGGAUAUUGGCAAGGAAAUGCAGCGAAUUGCUCUAGAGAAGGUUGAAAUCAAUGACAUGAAAAGUAUUUUAAGGGAUCAAUUGGAAAGUGACAGACAUCAGCUUCAACAAAUGGCAAAGGAACUUCAUGAGAGGACUGAUAUAAUUGAUAUGAAGAACAGAAAAUUGAGGGAAGUUGAUGUUCUUCAAACACAGGCUGAAAUUUUACGGCAAGCUGAACAAGAUAUUGAAAAGGAAAGGAAAAUCUUAGAGACCGAGAAGGAUUUACUGGAGAAAACAAAAAGUGAUAUCAAGAAACAAACUGAAGACGUUUUCCUUAGAGAGGUGGCGAUUCUACAGAGAGAAGAAGGGUUUGAAAGGAUGAAUAAAGAAGGUAAAGGUGUUCUGGAAGAAACAUUGCAAGAAGCCGCUGUAGAGAUGGAACAGCUUUCCAAACAGAAGGAAGAAAUCAACACAAAAUUGGAAGACAUGAAGAAAGAAAUGGCUUCCCUUCAGCAGCUUAAGGAUGACCUCAAGGCAGAAAGGUAUGAAGCGGAGAGAAAGCUGGAAGAGACAAAGAAAGAGAUUGAAAAUCUUAACAAAAUACAGGAAGAAAUUCAAAGGCAGAAAGAGGAACUGGACAUAGAGAUUCUUCAAGCAAAGGCUACAAGAGAAGAGAUUGAGACACUAAAAUCUAAUUUAAAGAAACAAGAGGAAGAUACAGAAGUAAAGCUGAUGCAACUGCAACAAGAAACUGAUAACGUGGUUACAAUGAAGCAACACAUCCAAAGGCAGACAGAGGAGUUGGAUGACAAAAUACAAACAAUGAAGAGGGAGAUGGCAGAGAUGGAACUGACUAAAGCUGAGCUGGAGGCUAGGAGAAGGGAAGUGGAACACAUCACCAAAACACAGGCCAGGAAACAAACUGACAUGGAGCAAUUAAAGACUGCUUUCAGGCAGGCAAAAUUAGACAUUAACAAAGAAAUGAAAAUAAUUGCUCUUGAGAAGGUUGAAAUAAAUGAAAUGAAAUCAAGUUUCAGAGACCAACUAGAAAGUGACAGAAAUCAGCUUCAACAAAUCGAGAAGGAACUUCAAAACAGGAUAAAUCUCAUUGAUAUUGAGAACAGGAAAUUGAGGGAAGCUGAGAGUGCACUUGAAAAACAAACUCAAACUUUACAUCAAGGGAAAAAAGAUAUAGAAAAAGAAAGAUCUGCAAUGGCAGAACAGUUUGAGGAGCAGAAAAGAGUCUUUAAAACUGAGAGGGAUUUGUUGGAGAAAACCAAAGAAGAAAUAGAUAAACUGAAUCAAGAACUAUCCAUCAAGGAAGUGGAUAUUCAGCCAAGAGAAACAGCAUUUGAAAGGUUGAAAACAGAAGGUGAAGGUGUUCUGGAAGAAACAAUUAAAGAAGCCUCUACAGAGAUGGAACAGCUUGAAGAGACAAAGAAAGAGAUUGAAAAUCUAAACAAAAUACAGAGAGAAAUUCAAAGGCAGAAAGAAGAGCUGGAAAUGGAACGUCUUCAAGCAGAAGCUACAAGAGAAGAGAUUGAGACACUAAAAUCGAAUUUAAAGAAACAAGAGGAAGAUACAGAAGCAAAGUCGGCACAACUGAGACAAGAGACAGAUAACAUGGCAACAAUGAAGGAACAAAUCCAAAGGCAGACAGAGGAGUUGGAUGACAAAAUACAAGUAAUGAAGAGGGAGAUGGCAGAGAUGGAAUUGACUAAAGAUGAGCUCGAGGAAAAGAGAAAAGAACUGCAACACACUACCAGAAAACAUGCUAGAAAACUAAAUGACUUGGAGCAGUCAAAGUCUGAUCUCAGGCAGGCAAAUGAAGACAUUGACAAAGAAAUGCAAAGAAUCACUCUAGAGAAGGUUGAAAUAAACGAAAUGAAAAACAUGUUCAAAGAUCAAUUAGAAAAAGACGGAAAUCAGCUUCAACAAAUGAAAAGGGAACUGCAUGAUGUGAUUUACAGAGCCAAAGAAGACAUAGAAAAUGAAAGAACUGUAACAGCAGAACAAUUUGAAGAGCAGAAAAAGGUAUUGGAAACUGAGAAGGAUUUCUUGAUUAAAACCAAACAUGAGAUAGACAAACAAAAAAAGGAAAUGUCCAUUAGGGAGGUGGAGAUUCAGCAAAGAAAAGCAGAGUUUGAAAGGAUGAAAAGAGAAGAUGCUCUGGAUGAAACCUUAACAGAAGUCUCUAUUGAGAUGGCACAACUUUCCAAACAGAAGGAAGAAGUCAACACAAAAACGGAAGAAAUGAAGAAAGAAAUGGCUUCCCUUCGACAGCUUAUGGAUGAAGUCAAAUCAGAAAGAGGUAAAACUGACAACAAACUGGAGGAAACAAAGAAAGAGAUUCAACUCCUAAAGAUAUUACAAUCAGAAGUUGAAAGACAGAAGGCAGAACUUGACAUGGACAUUUUUCAAGCAAAGGCAGAGAGAGAAGAACUGGACAAACUUAAGUCUAACAUAAGGAAACAAGAGGACGACACAGAUGCAAAGUUGUCACUGCUGAGACAGGAGACAGAGAACAUGGCAACAAUGAUGACACACACCCAAUUACAGAAAGAAGAACUUGAUGAUAAAAUACAAAAACUGAAGAGGGAGAUGGCAGAGAUGGAACUGACUAAAGCAGAACUGGAGGGAAAGCGGAGGGAACUAGAACAUACCAUCAGAAGACAGGCCAGGAAGCUAAGUGACCUCAAGCAGGCAAAGGAAGAUAUUGAUAAAGAAAUGCAGAGAAUUUCCCUGGAGAAGGUUGAAAUAAAUGAAAUGAAAACAAUGUUAAGAGAUCAACUGGAAAGUGACAGAAGUCAGCUUCAACAAACGGAAAUGGAACUGAACAAGAGAAUAAAUCUCUUUGAUAUUGAGAACAGGAUAUUGAAGGAAGCUGAGAGUGCCCUUCAGAAACAAACCCAAACUUAUCAACAGGCCAAAGAAGACAUAGAACAUGAAAGAUCUACAAUGGCAGAAAUGUUUGAGGAACAGCGGAAGGCCUUGGAAACUGAGAGGGAGUUAUUGGAGAAAACCAAAGAUGAGAUAGAGAAGCGAAAUGAAGAAAUAUUGAUCAGGGAGGCUGAGAUUCAGCAAAGAGAAACAGAGUCUGACAUGACGAAAACAGAAGGUGAGUCAAAAGAAGAAGCCUCUGUAGAGAUGGAACAGCUUUCCAAACAGAGGAAAGAACUCAACACAGAAAUGGAAGACAUUAGUAAAGAACGUACCUCCCUUCAGCAGCUCAAGGAUGAAAUCAAAGCAGAAAGGGAUGAAACUGACAAAAGAAUGGGGGAGACAAAGAAAGAAAUUGAGAAUCUAAACAAAAUGCAGACAGAAAUUCAAAGGCAGAAAGAAGAGCUGGAAACAGAACUUCUUCAAGCAAAAGCUACAAAAGAAGAGAUUGAGACACUAAAAUCGAAUUUAAAGAAACAAGAGGAAGAUACAGAAGCAAAGCUGAUGCAGCUGAGAAAAGAGACAGAUAACAUGAAAACAAUGAAGGAAAACAUCCAAAGGCAGGUAGAGGAUUUGGAUGACAACGUGCAUAGAAUGAAGAGGGAGAUGGCUGAGAUAGAACUCCUUAAAGCUGAGCUGGAGGCCAAACGAAGAGAAUUACAACACACCAUCAGAAAAUGUGCCAGGAAGCAAAGUGACAUUGAAAAAUCAAAGACUGACCUCAAGAGGGCAAAAGAAGAAGUUGACAAAGAAAUACAGAGAAUUGCUCUUGAGAAGGCUAAAAUAAAUGAAAUAAACACCACUUUCAGAGACCAGUUAGAAAGUGAUAGGAGACAGCUUCAACAAUUGGAAAUGGAAAUUCACGAUAGAAUUAAUCUCAUUGAUAUGGAGAACAGGAAAUUGAGGGAGGCUCGGGGUGCACAUCAAAUACAAACCCAGACAUUGCAGCAAGCCAAAGAAGACAUAGAAAAUGAAAGGGCCAGAAUGGCAGAACAGUUUGAAGAACAGAGAAAAGUCUUGGAAAAUGAGAGGGAUUUGCUGGAUAGAACCAAACAUCAGAUAGACAAACGAACUGACGAACUGACCAUUAAAGAGUUGCAGAUUCAACAAAGAGAAGUAGAGUUUGAAAAGAUGAAAACAGAAGGUGAAAGUGUUCUGAAAGAAGCACCUGUAGAGAUGGAGCAGCUAUCCAAACAGAAGGAAGAGCAGAAUACACAAUUGGAAGACAUGAAGAAAGAAAUAGCUUCUAUUCAGAAGCUCAAGGAUGAACUCAAAGCAGAAAAGGAUGAAAUUGAAAGAAAACAGGAGGAGACAAAGAAAAUACAGACAGAAGUCAUGAGACAGAAAGCAGAACUUGACAUGGAUGUUCUUCAAUCAAAUGUUGAGAGAGAGGAACUGGAGAUACUUAAGUCUAAUAUCAGUAAACAAGAGGAAGACACAGAAAGAAAGCUGGCACUGCUGAGACAAGAGACGGAGAACAUGGCAACAAUGACAGAGCACAUCCAAAUCCAGAAAGAAGAACUUAAUGAUAAAGUACGAAAACUGAAGAGGGAGAUGAAAGAGGUGGAACUGACUAAAGCUGAACUGGAGGCAAAGCGAAGGGAACUGGAACACACCAUCAGAAAACAGGCCAGGAAGCGAAGUAACAAGGAGCAAUCAAAGACAGACCUAAGGCAGGCAAAGGAAGACAUUGACAAAGAACUGCAGAGAAUUGCCCUCGAAAAGGUUGAAAUAAAUAAAAUGAAAACAAUUUUCAGAGACCAACUGGAAAGAGACAGAAAUCAGCUUCAACAAAUGGAAAGGGAGAUGCAUGACCAGAUUAAUCGUGCCAAAGAAGACCUAGAAAAUGAAAGAGCUGCAAUGGUGGAACAGUUAAAGGACGAGAUAAAGACCUUGGAAACUGAGAGGGAUUUGCUGAAUAAAACUAAAUAUGAGAUAGACAAAAGAAAUGAAGAUUUGAGCCUUAGGGAGGUGCAGAUUCAACAAAGAGAAGUAGAGUUUGAAAAUAUCAAAAUAGAAGACAAAGGUGUUCUGAAAGAAGCACCUUUAGAGAUGGAGCAGCUAUUCAAACAGAAGGAAGAGUUGAAUACAAAAUUGGAAGACAUGAAGAAAGAAAUGGCUUCUCUUCAGCAGCUCAAGGAUGAACUCAAAGCAGAAAAGGAUGAAAUUGACAGAAAACUGGAGGAGACAAAUGAAAUACAGACAGAAGUCAAAAGACAGAAAGCAGAGCUUGACAUGGACAUUCUUCAAUCAAAACUUGAGAGAGAGGGACUGGAGACACUUAAGUCUAAUAUCAGUAAACAAGAGGAAGACACAGAAAGAAAGCUAGCAUUACUGAGAGAAGAGAUGGAUAACAUGGCAACAAUCACAGAGACAAUUCAAACACAGAAAGAUGACCUUGAUGAUAAAAUACAAAGACUGAAGAGGGAGAUGGAAGAGGUGGAACUGACUAAAGCUGAACUGGAGGUCAAGCGAAGAGAACUAAAAAACACCAUCAGAAAACACGCCAGGGCACGAAACAAUCUGGAACGAUCAAAGACUGACCUCAGGAAUGCAAAGGAUGAAAUUAACAAAGAAAUGCAAAUAAUUACUCUGGAGAAAGUUGAAAUAAAUGAAAUGAAAAACAUUUUCAGAGACCAACUAGAAAGAGACAAAAAUCAGCUACAACAAAUGGAAAGGGAACUGCAUGACAUGAUUAAACGGGCCAAAGAAGACAUAGAAAAUGAGAGAGCUGCAAUGGUGGAAAUGUUUGAGGAGCAGAGAGAGGUAUUAGAAACUGAGAGGGAUGUCUUGGAUAAAACCAAAGAUGAGUUAGACAAACAAAAUAAGGAAAUGUCUCUUAGGGAGUUGGAGAUUCAGCAAAGAGAAUCAGAAUGUGAAAGGAUGAAAAGAGAUCUGUUGGAAGAAACCUUGAAAGAAGUCUCUGUUGAGAUGGAGCAGCUUUCCGAACAGAGAGAAGAACUGAAUACAAAAAUGGAAGACAUAAAUAAAGAAAUGGCUUCCAUUCAACAACUUAAGAAUGAACUCAAAGCAGAAAGGGGUGAAAUUGACAACAGACUGGAGGAAACAAAGAAAGAGAAUGAAUAUCUAAAGGCAAUUCAAGUAGAGGUCAACAGACAGAAAGCCGAACUUGACAUUGAAGUUCUUGAAGCAAACGUAAAGGGAGAAGAACUGGAGACACUUACAUCUAAAAUGAGGAAACAAGAGGAAGAUACGGAAGCAAAGCUGGCACUGCUGAGACAAGAGAUUGAGAACAUGGCAACAAUUACAGAGACAAUCCAAACACAGAAAGAUGACCUUGAUGAUCAAAUACAAAGACUGAAGAGGGAGAUGGAAGAGGUGGAGCUGACUAAAGCUGAACUGGAGGUCAAGCGAAGAGAACUAAAAAACACCAUCAGAAAACAUGCCAGGGCACGAAAUAAUCUGGAACGAUCAAAGACUGACCUCAGGAAUGCAAAGGAUGAAAUUAACAAAGAAAUGCAAAUAAUUGCUCUGGAGAAAGUUGAAAUAAAUGAAAUGAAAAACAUUUUCAGAGACCAACAAGAAAGAGACAAAAAUCAGCUUCAACAUAUGGAAAGGGAACUGCAUGACUGGAUUAAACAGGCCAAAGAAGACAUAGAAAACGAGAGAGCUGCAAUGGUUGAAAUGUUUGAGGAGCAGAGAAAGGUCUUGGAAACUGAGAGGGGUGUCUUGGAUAAAAUCAAAGAUGCGUUAGACAAGGAAACGUCUCUUAGGGAGUUGGAGAUUCAGCAAAGAGAAUCAGAAUGUGAAAGGAUGAAAAGAGAUCUGUUGGAAGAAACCUUGAAAGAAGUCUCUGUUGAGAUGGAGCAGCUUUCCGAACAGAGAGAAGAACUAAAUACAAAAAUGGAAGACAUAAAUAAAGAAAUGGCUUCCAUUCAACAACUUAAGGAUGAACUCAAAGCAGAAAGCGGUGAAAUUGACAACAGACUGGAGGAAACAAAGAAAGAGAAUGAAUAUCUAAAGGCAAUUCAAGCAGAGGUCAACAGACAGAAAGCAGAACUUGACAUUGAAGUUCUUGAAGCAAAUGUUAAGGGAGAAGAACUGGAAACACUUACAUCUAAAAUGAGGAAACAAGAGGAAGAUACAGAAGCAAAGCUGGCACUACUGAGACAAGAGAUGGAGAACAUGGCAACAAUUACAGAGACAAUCCAAACACAGAAAGAUGACCUUGAUGAUAAAAUACAAAGACUGAAGAGGGAGAUGGAAGAGGUGGAGCUGACUAAAGCUGAACUGGAGGCCAAGCGAAGAGAACUAAAAAAUACCAUCAGAAAACAUGCCAGGGCACGAAAUAAUUUGGAAAAAUCCAAGACUGACCUCAGGAAUGCAAAGGAUGAAAUUAACAAAGAAAUGCAAAUAAUUGCUCAGGAGAAAGUUGUAAUAAAUGAAAUGAAAAACAUUUUCAGAGACCAAAUGGAAAAAGAUAGAAAUCAGCUUCAACAAAUGGAAAGGGAACUGCAUGACAUGAUUAAUCGAGCCAAAGAAGACCUAGAAAAUGAGAGAGAUGCAAUGGCAGAACAGUUUGAAGAGCAGAGAAAGGUCUUGGAAAUUGAGAGGGAUUUCUUGGAUAAAACCAAAGAUGAGAUAGACAGACAAAGUAAGGAAAUAUCCAUUAGGAAGGUGGAUAUUAAGCAGGGACCAACAGAAGAUGCUCUGGAAGAAACCUUAAAAGAAGUCUCUAUUGAGAUGGAACAGCUUUCCAAACAGAAGGAAGAACUGAAUACAAAAGUGGAAGACAUGUUGAAAGAAAUGGCUUCCCUUCAGCAUCUCAACGAUGAACUCAGAGCGGAAAGGGAUAGCAAACUGGAAGAGGCAAAGAUAAUACAGGCAGAAGUUCAAAGGCAAAAAGCAGAACUUGACAUGGAAACUCUUAAUGUAAAAACCAAAAGAGAAGAACUAGAUAAUCUUACGUCUACCAUAAGUAAAAAGAAGGAGGACGCAGAGGCACAGCUAACUGUAGUGAUACAAGAGACGGAGAACAUGGCAAAAAUAAAAGAACAAACCCAAAGGCAGACAGAGAAGCUGGAUGAUAAAAUACAAAGUCUGAAGAGGGAGAUGCAAGAGUUGGAACUGACUAAAGCUGAGCUGGAGACCAAGCGAAGAGAACUACAACAUUCCAACAGAAAAUAUGCCAGGAAACAAAAUGAACUGGAUCAAUCUAGGAUUGGUUUCUGGCAGGCAAAAGAGGACAUUGACAAAGAAAUGCAGAGAAUUGCUCUGGAGAAGGUUGAAAUAGAAGAAAUGAAAACCAUUUUCAGAGACCAAUUAGAGAGUGACAGAAAUCAGCUCCAACAAAUACAAAGGGAUUUGCAUGACAUGAUUAAUCGAGCCAAACAAGACAUAGAAAAUGAAAGAGCUGCAUCAGCAGAACAAUUUGAAGAGCAGAAAAAGAGCUUGGAAACUGAGAAGGAUUUCUUGGAUAAAAUGAAACAUGAGAUAGACAAACAAAAUAAGGAAAUGUCAAUUAGGGAGGUGGAGAUCCAGCAAAGAGAAGCAGAGUUUGGAAGGAUGAAAACAGAAGGUGCUCUGGAGGAAACCUUACAAGAUGUCUCUGUUGAAAUGAAACAGCUGUCCAAACGGAAGGAAGAGCUCAACACAAAAACUGAAGACAUAAAGAAAGAAAUGGCUACCCUUCAGCAGCUUAAGGAUGAAGUCAAAAUAGAAAGAGAUGAAACUGACAACAAACUAGAGGAAACAAAGAAAGAGGUUCAACAUCUUGAGGUAAUACAAGCAGAGGUCAACAGACAGAAAGCAGAACUUGAUAUGGAAGUUCUUCAAACAAAGGCAGAGAGAGAAGAACUGGAGAUACUUAAAUCUAACAUAAGGAAACAAGAGGAUGACACAGAAGCAAAGCUGGCACUACUGAGACAAGAGACGGAGAACAUGGGAACAAUGUCAGAACAUAUCCAAACACAGAAACUAGAACUUGAUUAUAAAAUACAAAAACUGAAGAGGGAGAUGGCAGAGAUGGAACUGACUAAAGCUGAGCUGGAGGCAAAGCGGAGAGAACUAGAACACACCAUCAGAAAACAGGCCAGGAAGCUAAGUGACCUCAAGCAGGCAAAAGAAGAUGUUGAUAAAGAAAUGCAGAUAAUUUCCCUGGAUAAGGUUGAAAUAAAUGAAAUGAAACUUAUCUUCAGGGAACAGCUUGAAAGAGAUAGGGAUCAGCUUCAACAAAUAGAAAGGGAACUUUGUCAGGGGAUUUAUGUUAUUGAUACUGAGAACAGGAAAUUGAGGGAAGCUGAGAGUGCACUUCAAAUAGAAACCCAAACUUUACAGCGAGCCAAACAAGAUCUUGAAAGACAGCGACAUAAAAUCGAUGCAGAUUUUAAGGAACAGAAGGAAUUCAUUGAAAAAGAAAAGGAUUUACUUGAAAAUUUCAAAAAAGAGAUGCUGGCAGAAAGUGAAGAAAUAAAAAUGAGUAAAGCUGAGACACUUAAGAGUGUAGCUGAGUUGGAAAAUAUGAAAGGAAAGCGGGCCUCUGUGGAAAAAACGAGCUCAGAAGACACUGAACAACUUGGAAAAGCAAAGGAAGAACUGGAUGCAAAAAUGCAAGAAAUAUGCGAUGAAACACACAUCCUUCAGCUGCUCAAGGAUGAUAUCAGAUCAGAGAGGGAGGAAGUUGAUAAUAAGAUUGAGAUGAUGAAGAGGGAAUAUGAGGAUUUGGAUAGAUUGAAGGCUAACAUCCACAAACAGAAAUCAGAUCUUGAAACGACAAUGUAUGCACAGAAAGAAGAAUUAGAGACUCUCCGAUCUUGCAUAUCUGAACAGAGGGAGAACAUUGAAUCAAAGCAAAUGAAGCUGAAGAAAGAUGAGGAAGAAAUUGAAAAAAUGAGGGAUGAUGUUAAGAAGCAAGAAGAAGAGAUGAUUAACAGGAUGCAAACGAUGAAGAAGGAGAUGGAAGAGAUCGAACUGACUAAAGCUGAGCUGGAGGCCAAGAGAAGGGAAGUGGAACACACAAUCAGCAGACAAAACAGGAAACUUGGUGAGAUGGAAGAAUCAAAGAGAGCCAUUCAGCAGGCCAAAGAAAAAGUGGAUAAAGAGAUGAAGAAUGUAGCUCUUGAAAAAUCCAGGCUGAACGGAAUGAGAGAAACUUACCAAAAGCAGCUAGACAGUGACAAAGAGCAGCUGCAAAAAAUGCACCAGGAGCUUACUCAGGGAGCUAGAUUAAUUGAAAUUGAGGGGGAAAAAAUGAUAGAAGUAGAAAACAAACUUCAAAUUAAAACAGAAACCCUGAAGAAUGCCACAGAAGAUUUAGAAAAGCAAAGGGAUAAAAUAGCAGAACAGUUUCAAGAACAGAGACACGGGAUUGAAAAGGAAAAGCAAAUGCUGGCCAUAACUAGAGAAGAGUUGAAUAAAGAGAGUAAUGAGAUUAAUGUGAAGAAGUUGGAGAUAGAGAAAAUGAAGUCAGAGUUAGAAAAGAUGAAAACAGAAAUUCAAGAUGUAACUGAAGGGAAAUUUGUGGAGGCCUCCAUUGAGAGUGAAACACUAGCAAAAAUAAAAGAAGAGAUAAACACAAAAAUGGAUGAAUUGAGGAAAGAAACAGACAAAAUUCACCACGUCAAAGAUAAUCUCAAAGCAGAGCAGGAAGAAAUUGCCAGUAAAAUGAAAAGGGUAAAAACUGACACAGAGUAUCUAGAGACACUGAAAACAGAUAUCCAAAGACAAAAACAAGAGCUUGAAGAACAAGCAAGCAAAACACACAUGGAAAAAGAAGAACUGGAAAGGUUAAGAUCUGAACUAUGUCAACAAAAAGAGGAUACAGAGGGAAGGCAUAUUAUGCUGAAACAAGAGGUGGAAGAAAUGACAACAAUGAGAAAGCACGUUGAAAAACAGAAAGAAGAACUUGAUGACAAAAUCCAAAAGAUGAAGAGGGAGAUGGCAGAGAUGGAACUGACUAAAGCUGAGCUGGAGGCCAAGAGAAGGGAAAUGGAACACACCAUCAGAAAACAAAACAGGAAACUUAGUGAGAUGGAAGAAUCAAAGAGGGCUAUCCAAGAGGCUAAAGAUGAUAUUAACAGACUUGUGCAGAAAAUUGAAAUUGAGAAGAAGGAACUGAUGGAAAUGAAAUCUGCUUACCAUGAACGAAUACAGAAAGACAAAAAACAACUUGAAAGAACAGAAAAAGAACUCAUUGACAGAAUUAAUUUCAUUGCAACUGAGGGUAACAUACUGAGAGAAGCUGAAGUUGCACUUCAACUACAAAGACAAGUUCUGAAAAAAGCUGGAGAAGAUUUGGAGAAAGAACGAGAUAAAAUGGUUGGAGACCAUCAAGAAGAAAGACAAAUUAUUGCAAUGGAAAGGGAAUUACUGGAAAAAAACAAAGAAGAGAUGCAGAAGCGAAGUGAAGAAUUAGAAAUGAAAAAGGUGGAGAUUAACCAACUACAGGUAGAGUUAGAAGUGAUGAAAACAGAAUUACAGAGAGAAGCAGAGAGGAGUGUUAAGGAAUCCUCUUCUGAGAAUGAAAAACUAACCAGAGAAAAAGAAGAACUUGUCUCAACAAUGGAAAUUGUAAAGAAAGAAAAGGAUGAACUGCAGGUCAUCAAAGAGGGCCUGAAAGACGACAAAUAUGAAAUUGAUAGUAAAUUGGAACAAAUACAAUUUGAGAUGGGCAAGCUAGAUAGAUUGAAAUCAGACAUUCAGGGAGAUCAGGAAGAGCUUGCAAAAGCAAAACGUGUGACAUGUGAUGAAAGGGACAAACUUGAGAAGCUAAAAUCUGACAUAAGUCAAGCAAAAGGUGAUGCUGAGGCAAAGCAAGCGAUGCUAAAACAAAAGGCUGAGGAAAUGCAAACAAUAAAGGAAGACAUCCACAUCCGAAACGAGGAGCUGGAUGACAAAAUCCAAAAGAUGAAGAGGGAGAUUGCAGAGAUGGAACUGACUAAAGCUGAAAUGGAGGCCAAGAGAAGGGAACUGGAAUACACCAUCAGAAGACAAAACAGGACACUUAGUGAGAUGGAAGAAUCAAAGAGAGCUAUGCAACAGACGAAAAAGGAGAUGGAUGCGAUUAUGCAGGAAAUUUGGGCUGAAAAGCAAAAGUUGAAUGAAAUGAAAAUGAUUUAUCAUGAUCAAGUAGAGAACGAUAGAAAUGUGCUUCAAAGACUUGAACAAGAACUUCACCAGAGAAUCGCCUUCAUUGAAACAGAGCGCAAUCAGCUCAGAGAAGCCAAAAUUACACAUCAAAUGCAAACAGAACAACUUGAAAAACUAAGAGAAGAUGUUGGCAAUGAAAGGGGCAAACUGGUGAACCAGUUUGAGGAACAAAGACAUAUCCUUGAAAUGGAGAGGCAAACACUGGACAAACUCAAAGAAGAGUUACAAAAAGACAGGGAAGAAAUACAUCAGAAACAGGUUGACAUGGAGAAAAUGUAUGCAGAAUUAGAAAUAAGGAAAACGGAAAUACAAGGUCUUGCAGAAGGCAGAAAAGAGGAGGUCUUUAAUGAGAAUGAAAAACUUGCAAAAGCAAAAGAGGACAUCAACAUAAAAUUGGAGGACCUGAGAAAAGAAAUGGUCAAACUUCAGGAAAUCAAAGAUAACCUCGCAGCAGAGAGGGAAGAAAUUGACAAUAAAAUGGAAAAGCUAAAAACUGAAAUGGCAUCUUUGGAAAUGCUGAGAACAGACAUCCAAGAACUGAAAGAAGAACUUGAAAAACAAGUAAUAAAAACACAAAGAGACAAAGAAGACGCGGAGAGGUUGAAGUCUGAACUAAGCCAACAAAAAGAGGACAUGGAGGCAAAGCGUAUGAUGCUGAAGCAAGAGAUGGAAGAAAUGGCAAGCGUGAGAGCAGACAUCCAAAACCAGAAAGAAGAACUUGAUUACAAAAUCCAAAAGAUGAAGAGGGAGAUGGCAGAGAUGGAACUGACUAAAGCUGAGAUGGAGGCCAAGAGAAGAGAAGUGGAAUACACCAUCAGAAGACAAAACAGGAAACUUAGUGAGAUGGAAGAAUCAAAGAGAUCCAUCCAACAGGCAAAGAAGGAGCUGGAAGUUGUUUUGCAGGGAAUUGCUGCCGAGAAGCAAAAUUUGAAUGAAAUGAAAGCCACUUACCAUGAUCAGGUAGAGAGUGACAGAAAUGCUCUUCAAACACUUGAACAAAAACUUCAGGAAAGAGUCAGCUUCCUUGAAAUGGAAGACAACAAGCACAGAGAAACACAAGUUACAUGUCAAUUGCAAAUAGAACAUCUUGAGAAACUCAAAGAAGAUGUAGACAAUGAAAGAGUCAAACUAGUGAAUCAGUUUGAGGAACAAAGAAACAUCCUUGACAUGGAAAAGCAAACACUGGAGAAACUCAAAGAAGAGCUACAAGAGAUGGAGUCAUUGGCAAGCGUGAGAGCAGACAUCCAAAACCAGAAAGGAGAACUUGAUGACAAAAUCCAAAAGAUGAAGAGGGAGAUGGCAGAGAUGGAACUGACUAAAGCUGAAAUGGAGGCCAAGAGAAGGGAACUGGAAUACACCAUCAGAAGACAAAACAGGAAACUUAGUGAGAUGGAAGAAUCAAAGAGAUCCAUCCAGCAGGCGAAGAAGGAGCUGGAAGUUGUUUUGCAGGGAAUUGCUGCUGAGAAGCAACAUUUGAAUGAAAUGAAAGCAACUUACCAUGACCAGGUAGAGAGUGACAAAAAUGCUCUUCAAUUGCUUGAACAAAAACUUCAGGAGAAAAUCAGCUGCCUUGAAAUGGAAGACAGCAAGCUCAGAGAUGCCAAUGUCACACAUCAUAUAGAAAAAGAACAUCUUGAGAAAUUCAGAGAAGAUAUAGAGAUUGAAAGAGGCAAACAGGUGAACCAGCUUGAGGAACAAAGAAACAUCCUUGAAAUGGAGAAGAAAACAUUGGAGGAACUCAAAGAAGAGCUACAAAAAGACAGGGAAGAAAUACAACAGAGACAGGUUGACAUUGAGAAAAUGCAUGCAGAGUUAGAAAUAAGGAAAGCUGAAAUAGAAGGUCUUGCAGAACGCAGAAGUGAGGAAGCCUCUAUUGAAAAUGGAAAACUUGCAAAAGCAAAAGAGGACGUCAACACAAAAUUGGAUGACCUGAGAAAAGAAAUGGUUAAACUUCAGGAAAUCAAAGACAGCCUCACCGCAGAGAGGGAAGAAAUUGACAAUAAAACUGAAAAGCUAAAAACUGAAAUGGCAUCUUUGGAAAUGCUGAGAACAGACAUCCAAGACCUGAAAGAAGAACUUGAAAGACAAGUAAUAAAAACACAAAGAGACAAAGAAGAUGCGGAGAGGUUGAAGUCUGAACUAAGCCAACAAAAAGAGGACAUAAAGGCAAAGCGUAUGAUGCUGAAGCAAGAGAUGGAGUCAUUGGCAAGCAUGAGAGCAGACAUCCAAAACCAGAAAGAAGAACUUGAUGACAAAAUCCAAAAGAUGAAGAGGGAGAUGGCAGAGAUGGAACUGACUAAAGCUGAGAUGGAGGCCAAGAGAAGAGAAGUGGAAUACACCAUCAGAAGACAAAACAGGAAACUUAGUGAGAUGGAAGAAUCAAAGAGAUCCAUCCAGCAGGCGAAGAAGGAGCUGGAAGUUGUCUUGCAGGGAAUUGCUGCCGAGAAGCAAAAUUUGAAUGAAAUGAAAGCCACUUACCAUGAUCAGGUAGAGAGUGACAGAAAUGCUCUUCAAACACUUGAACAAAAACUUCAGGAAAGAGUCAGCUUCCUUGAAAUGGAAGACAACAAGCACAGAGAAACACAAGUUACAUGUCAAUUGCAAAUAGAACAUCUUGAGAAACUCAAAGAAGAUGUAGACAAUGAAAGAGUCAAACUAGUGAAUCAGUUUGAGGAACAAAGAAACAUCCUUGAAAUGGAAAAGCAAACAUUGGAGAAACUCAAAGAAGAGCUACAAAAAGACAGGGAAGACAUACAACAGAGACAGGUUGACAUUGAGAAAAUGCAUGCAGAGUUAGAAAUAAGGAAAGCUGAAAUACAAGGUCUUGCAGAAGGCAGAAUUGAGGAAGCCUCUAUUGAAAAUGAAAAACUUGCAAAAGCAAAAGAGGACGUCAACACACAAUUGGAUGACCUGAGAAAAGAAAUGGUUAAACUUCAGGAAAUCAAAGACAGCCUCACCGCAGAGAGGGAAGAAAUUGACAAUAAAACGGAAAAGCUACAAACUGAAAUGGCAUCUUUGGAAAAGCUGAAAACAGACAUCCACAAACAGAAAGAAGAACUUGAAAAACAAGUGAUUAAAACACAAAAAGAAAAAGAAGUCAUGGAAAGAGUAAAGUCUGAACUAAGCCAACAAAAAGAGGACACAGAGGCAAAGCUCAUGAUUCUGAAGCAAGAGAUGGAGUCAUUGGCAAGCAUGAGAGCAGACAUCCAAAACCAGAAAGGAGAACUUGAUGACAAAUUCCAAAAGAUGAAGAGGGAGAUGGCAGAGAUGGAACUGACUAAAGCUGAAAUGGAGGCCAAGAGAAGGGAACUGGAAUACACCAUCAGAAGACAAAACAGGAAACUUAGUGAGAUGGAUGAAUCAAAGCGAUCUAUCCAGCAGGCGAAGAAGGAGCUGGAAGUUGUUUUGCAGGGAAUUGUUGCUGAGAAGCAAAAUUUGAAUGAAAUGAAAGCAAAUUACCAUGAUCAGGUAGAGAGUGACAUAAAUGCUCUUCAAACACUUGCACAAAAACUUCAGGAGAGAGUCAGCUUCCUUGAAAUGGAAGACAACAAGCUCAGAGAAGCCAAUGUCACACAUCAAAUGGAAAAAGAACAUCUUGAGAAAUACAAAGAAGAUAUAGACAAUGAAAGAGUCAAACUAGUGCAUCAGUUUGAGGAACGAAGAAACAUCCUUGAAAUGGAAAAGCAAACACUGGAUAAACUCAAAGAAGAGCUACAAAAAGACAGGGAAGAAAUACAACAGAGACAGGUUGACCUUGAGAAAAUGCAUGCAGAGUUAGAAAUAAGGGAAGCUGAAAUACAAGGUCUUGCAGAAGGCAGAAGUGAGGAAGCCUCUAUUGAAAAUGAAAAACUUGCAAAAACAAAAGAGGACAUCAACACAAAAUUGGAUGACUUGGGAAAAGAAACGGUCAAACUUCAGGAAAUCAAAGAUAGCCUCACCACAGAGAGGGAAGAAAUUGAAAAUAAAAUGGAAAAGAUACAAACUGAAAUGGCAUCUUUGGAAAUGCUGAGAACAGACAUCCACGAACAGAGAGAAGAUCUUGAAAAACAAGUAAUUAAAACACAAAAAGAAAAAGAAGUCAUGGAAACGUUAAAGUCUGAACUAAGCCAACAAAAAGAGGACAUCGAGGCAAAGCUUAUGAUGCUGAAGCAAGAGAUGGAAGAAAUGGCAAGCGUGAGAGCAGACAUCCAAAACCAGAAAGAAGAACUUGAUGACAAAAUCCAAAAGAUGAAGAGGGAGAUGGCAGAGAUGGAGCUGACUAAAGCUGAGAUGGAGGCCAAGAGAAGAGAAGUGGAAUACACCAUCCGAAGACAAAACAGGAAAUUUAGUGAGAUGGAAGAAUCAAGAAAAGCUAUCCAGCAGGCGAAGAAGGAGCUGGAAGUUGUUUUGCAGGGAAUUGUUGCUGAGAAGCAACAUUUGAAUGAAAUGAAAGCAACUUACCAUGAUCAGGUACAGAGUGACAGAAAUGCUCUUCAAACGCUUGAACAAAAACUUCAGGAGAGAGUCAGCUUCCUUCAAAUGGAAGAAGGCAAGCUCCGAGAUGCCAGAGUCACACAUCAAAUGGAAAAAGAACAUCUUGAGAAACUCCGAGAAGAUGUAGACAUUGAAAGAGGCAAAGUGGUGAACCAGUUUGAGGAACAAAGACACAUCCUUCAAAUGGAGAAGAAAACAUUGGAGGAACUCAAAGAAGAGCUACAAGAGAUGGAGUCAUUGGCAAGCGUGAGAGCAGACAUCCAAAACCAGAAAGGAGAACUUGAUGACAAAAUCCAAAAGAUGAAGAGGGAGAUGGCAGAGAUGGAACUGACUAAAGCUGAGAUGGAGGCCAAGAGAAGAGAAGUGGAAUACACCAUCAGAAGACAAAACAGGAAACUUAGUGAGAUGGAAGAAUCAAAGAGAUCCAUCCAACAGGCAAAGAAGGAGCUGGAAGUUGUUUUGCAGGGAAUUGCUGCCGAGAAGCAAAAUUUGAAUGAAAUGAAAGCCACUUACCAUGAUCAGGUAGAGAGUGACAGAAAUGCUCUUCAAACACUUGAACAAAAACUUCAGGAAAGAGUCAGCUUCCUUGAAAUGGAAGACAACAAGCACAGAGAAACACAAGUUACAUGUCAAUUGCAAAUAGAACAUCUUGAGAAACUCAAAGAAGAUGUAGACAAUGAAAGAGUCAAACUAGUGAAUCAGUUUGAGGAACAAAGAAACAUCCUUGACAUGGAAAAGCAAACACUGGAGAAACUCAAAGAAGAGCUACAAGAGAUGGAGUCAUUGGCAAGCGUGAGAGCAGACAUCCAAAACCAGAAAGGAGAACUUGAUGACAAAAUCCAAAAGAUGAAGAGGGAGAUGGCAGAGAUGGAACUGACUAAAGCUGAAAUGGAGGCCAAGAGAAGGGAACUGGAAUACACCAUCAGAAGACAAAACAGGAAACUUAGUGAGAUGGAAGAAUCAAAGCGAUCCAUCCAGCAGGCGAAGAAGGAGCUGGAAGUUGUUUUGCAGGGAAUUGCUGCUGAGAAGCAACAUUUGAAUGAAAUGAAAGCAACUUACCAUAAUCAUAUGGAGAUUGACAGAGCUGCACUUCAAACACUUGAACAAGAACUUCAUGAGAGAAUCGGUGUCAUUGAAAUGGAAGGCAACAAACUCAGAGAGGCUAAACUUACACAUCAAAGGCAAACAGAACAUCUUGAGAAACUCAGAGAAGAUGUUGAAAAGGAAAGAGGCAAACUGGUGAAUCAGUUUGAAGAACAAAGAAAAAUCCUUGAAAUUGAGAGACAGAUAGUGGAUACACUGAAAGAAGAGAUGCAGAAGGUAAGAGAAGAAAUACCUGAGAGUCGGGUAGACAUUGAGAAAAUGCAGGCAGAUUUUGAAGUAAGAAAAACAGAAAUACCUAUUGAAGAGGGUGAAAUCAAAGAGGCCUCUACUGACAUUGAGAAACUUAAGGAAGCAAAAGAAGAGAUCAGAACAAAAAUGAAUGAAGUGAGGAGAGAAAUGGACACACUUCAGCAAAUCAAAAAAGAUCUUAAAGCAGAGAGGGAUGAAAAUGACAACAAAAUGGAAGCAAUAAAAACCGAGAUGGAGAACUUGGCGAGAUUGAAAUCAGACAUUGAAAGACAGAAAGAACUGCUGAACACAACAAAAAAUGAAUCACAUACCGAAAAAGAGGAACUCGAGAUGAUAAAAUCCGAAAUAUUCAAACAACAGCAGGAGGCUGAAUUGAAGAGACGCAUAGUGAAGGAAGAGAUGGAGAAAUUAGAAACCAUAAAGGAAGACAAUCUGAGAGAAAAAGAAGAACUUGGUGACAAAAUCCAAAAAAUGAAGAGGGAGAUGGCAGAGAUGGAACUGACUAAAGAUGAAAUUGAGGCCAAGAGAAGGGAAGUGGAAUACACCAUCAGAAGACAAAACAGGAAACUUACUGAGAUGGAACAAUUCAAAAGGAAAAUCAGGCAGGCUAAGAAGGAGAUUGGCAAGGUUAUGGAUAUAAUUACUAUUGAGAAGAAAGAACUAAAUGAAAUGAAAUCUAAUUAUCUGGAUCAGUUACAGAAUGACAGAAGUCAGCUUCAAACCAUGAAAGACAAUGUUAUUCAGCAAAUUGGCUUUAUUGAAAUUAAGGACAACAAACUGAGGGAAGCUGAAAAUAAACUUGAAAUCCAAUGCCAAGCUCUCAUAAAGGCUAAAGAAGACUUUGAAAGAGAAAGAGGUACAGAGCAGAUUCAGGACCAGUUGAGCAUCCUUCAAACAGAGAGGGAAAUACUUGAGAAAACCAAAAAGAAAAUACAAAAACAAAGUGAAGAAGUUAGUAUUCAAAAGGUAAUAACUGAGAAAAUUGAAGUAGGGAUUGAAAAGACAACAUCUAAGGGUGAUGGUGCUGAAACCUCUAUUGAGCCUGAACAACUUGCAAAAUCAAAGGAUGAACUAGACAUGAAAAUGGAAGACAUACAACGUGAAAUGCAAGCUCUUCAGAGUGAGAAAGACUCCUUACACAACUUUAAGGCAGACCUAGAGAUGCAGAAGAAAGAGUUUGAAACAGAAAGACAAAAUGUGGAAUUGGAAAAACAAAAACUACAGCACUACAAGACAGAGCUGUUGAAACAAUCAGAUGAGAUCGAGAAUGUGAAGCAAACUGUGAUGGAGGAGCAGAGGCAGCUUGAAAGUAAGAUUGCUGAGUUAAACUGGCGACAGGUCCAAGUGGACGACAUGAUGAAGAACAGCAAAUUGGAAUUUGAAAGUUUGGACAAACUAAGGACUGAAUUGGAAAUGCAAACACAAAUGUUGGAAAGCACAAUGGAAAAUGUGAAACAGGAUUGUGAACAGCUAGAAGAUGAUAAAACGACAAUGGAAAAACAAAACCAAGAUAUGGAAAACCGUAAUAAACUGAUGAUACAAGAAAGGGAGGAUAUGGCCAUAACGCGGAUGUAUUUGGAAGAGCAGAAGAAAGAGAUUGAGUUGCAACAGCAAAAUCUUCAGAAAGACUCACAGUUGUUAAAAACUGAUAUUCAACAGCAAAAACAAGAAAUUGCUCAAAACUGGCAGCUUCUUCAUGUUCAAAAGGAUGAACUGGAGAGAAUGAGGGAAGACUUACAAAGAGAAUGGGACAAACUUAAACGACAGACAGCAAAAGUAGAUGUCAUCAUUCAAGAGAAUUUAGGCGCUGAACGACAGGAACUAAAUCAAUUGAAAACCACUCUGCACAAGGAAAGACAGGAAAUCGAAGACCACAAAAACACAUUGUCAAGAGAAAGGUGUGAGCUGGAAAGAAUGAAAGAUCAUUUUCACUCGGAAAGAGAAGAGUUGGAAAAAAGCAGGGAAAGGGUUGAAAUGGAAAAAUCUGAAGUUAUAAUGAGGGAGUUUGAACUAGGGGAAAGAACGAAAUAUGUUGAGCAUUCAAUGCAGGAGAUGAUGGCAGAAAAACUGAAAUUAAAGGGAAAAGAGGAAUACCUAAAUAACCAUAAAGAGCAGCUAGAGGCACUGCAAUCAGAGGUCCACAUACAGAGGGAGAACUCGGAAAAACAGUAUGUUGACUUGACAAAAUGGAAAGCUCAGCUAGAUCAAAAGCAGAAAGAGCUUGACUUGAUGAUGGAUAUACAGAGAGAAGCGAAGUCUACUCUCGAACAACUGAGAUCAGACAUUGAAGAAGAGAAAAUGGGAAUUGAGAGGACCAUUGAAGAGAGAUUAAGCUCAGAGAAAGAAGACCUUCAGAACAUGAAAAACAGACUGGACCUUGAGAGAAAGGAAAUUGAAAGCAACAGAAAGUCCUUCAUGAAAGACAAAGAUGAUCUUAAGGUACAAUUGGAACACCUAGAUGUACAUAAAAAAGCCAUUCAAGAACAAGUCGAUGCUCUUGAAAAAGAAAGAGAUAAACUCCAGAGCUUACAGGAUGAAAGCAUGAAACAGAGAGAGGACAAUACCAAAAUGAAAGAAGAAUUACAGGAACAACAACAUGCUCUGAAAAGGCUUCAUGAGGAUAUGGAGUCCAAACAACAAUUCUUCAAGGACUGGGAAGAACACCUGAAUAGCAGGAAGGAACAACUCAAUGCAAUGCACUCAGAUUUAGAAUCACAGAUUAACACCAUGGAAGACAAAAUGAAAACCAUUGAACAGAAGCAGACAGAAAUCACAGAAAAAGAAAACCAAAUAGAUCAACAACAGGAAUACCUAAAAAAUAUGACUAAUGUACUCCGAGAGGAAAAAUCAGCUGUUGAGCAACUCAGAUCAGAAAUUGAAGUAAAACGAAUGAAAAUGGAGAGCACCAUUAAGGAGACAUUGAACUCUGAGAGAGAAGAACUUGAGAAGAUGAAAAACAGACUGGAAGAGGACAGAGAAGAAACAGAAAACAACAGAAGUGCCUUGAUGAAAGACAAAGAUGAUCUCAAAGGACAGCUGGAAGAUCUGGACUUGUGCAAGAAAGCUAUUCAAGAUGAAAAAGACGACAUCCAAAUGAGGUUAUCUGAGGUGGAACAGAAGACAAAUAACAUAGAAAACAUGAUGGAUGAGAUGGCAAAGGAGAAAGAGAGAAUGAAAGAACAAGGAGAUGGUCUUCAGAAAGAAAGAGAUCAACUCCAGAGCUUCCAGGAUGAAAGCAUGAAACAGAGAGAGGAAAAUACCAAGAUGAAAGAAGAACUACAAGAACAACAAAAUGCUCUGAAAAGGCUUCAGGAGGGGAUUGAGUCCAAACAACAAGCCUUCAAGGACCAGGAGGAAGACCUGAACACCAGAAAGGAACAACUCAAUGCACUACAAUCAGAAAUAGAAACACAGAGCAACGCCAUGGAAGACAAAAUGAAACUCAUUGCACAGCAAGAGAGCGAAUUGACAGAAAGACAAACUCAAAUAGAUAAGCAAAAGAAAGAACUACAAAGCAUGAUGGAGUUACACAGAGAAGAAACAUCGGUUCUUGAGCAACUCCGAUCAGAAAUUGAAGAUGAGAGGAAAGGAAUUGAGAGUACCAUUAUUGAGAGACUAAAUUCUGAGAGAGAGGAACUUAUAAAGAUGAAAAACAGACUGGACGAAGACAGAGAAGAAAUAGAGAAAGACAGAAGUGCCUUGAUGACAGACAAAGAUGAUCUCAAGACACAGUUGGAAGAUCUGGACUCGUGCAAGAAAGCUAUUCAAGAUGAAAAAGAUGAAAUUCAAUUGAAGGCAUCUGAGGUGGAACAGAAGAAAAAUAACAUAGAAAAUAUGAUGGAUGAGAUGGCAAAGGAGAAAGAGAGAAUGAAAGAACAAGAAGAUGCUAUUCAGAAAGAAAGAGAUCAACUCCAGAGCUUACAGGAUAAAAGCAUGAAACAGAGAGAGGAAAAUACCAAGAUGAAAGAAGAACUACAAGAACAACAUAAUGCUCUGAAAAAGCUUCAGGAGGAGAUUGAGUCCAAACAACAAGCCUUCAAGAACCAGGAGGAAGACCUCAACACCAGAAAGGAACAACUCAAUGCACUGCAAUCAGAAAUAGAAACACAGAGCAACGCCAUGGAAGACAAAAUGAAACUCAUUGCACAGCAAGAGAGCGAAUUGACAGAAAGACAAACUCAAAUAGAUAAGCAACAGAAAAAACUACAAAGCAUGAUGGAGUUACACAGAGAAGAAACAUCUGUUCUUGAGCAACUCCGAUCAGAAAUUGAAGAUGAGAGGAAAGGAAUUGAGAGAACCAUUAUUGAGAGACUAAAUUCUGAGAGAGAGGAACUUGAGAAGAUGAAAAACAAACUGGACGAAGACAGAGAAGAAAUAGAAAAAGACAGAAGUGCCUUGAUGACAGACAAAGAUGAUCUCAAGACACAGUUGGAAGAUCUGGACUCGUGCAAGAAAUCUAUUCAAGAUGAAAAAGAUACAAUUCAAUUGAAGGCAUCUGAGGUGGAACAGAAGAAAAAUAACAUAGAAAAUAUGAUGGAUGAGAUGGCAAAUGAGAAAGAGAGAAUGAAAGAACAAGAGGAUGCUAUUCAGAAAGAAAGAGAUCAACUCCAGAGCUUACAGGAUAAAAGCAUGAAACAGAGAGAGGAAAAUACCAAGAUGAAAGAAGAACUACAAGAACAACAUAAUGCUCUGAAAAAGCUUCAGGAGGAGAUUGAGUCCAAACAACAAGCCUUCAAGAACCAGGAGGAAGACCUCAACACCAGAAAGGAACAACUCAAUGCACUGCAAUCAGAAAUAGAAACACAGAGCAACGCCAUGGAAGACAAAAUUAAAUUCAUUGCACAGCAAGAGAGCAAAUUGACAGAAAGACAAACUCAAAUAGAUAAGCAACAGAAAGAACUACAAAGCAUGAUGGAGUUACACAGAGAAGAAACAUCUGUUCUUGAGCAACUCCGAUCAGAAAUUGAAGAUGAGAGGAAAGGAAUUGAGAGUACCAUUAUUGAGAGACUAAAUUAUGAGAGAGAGGAACUUGAGAAGAUGAAAAACAAACUGGACGAAGACAGAGAAGAAAUAGAAAAAGACAGAAGUGCCUUGAUGACAGACAAAGAUGAUCUCAAGACACAGUUGGAAGAUCUGGACUCGUGCAAGAAAUCUAUUCAAGAUGAAAAAGAUACAAUUCAAUUGAAGGCAUCUGAGGUGGAACAGAAGAAAAAUAACGUAGAAAACAUGAUGGAUGAGAUGGCAAAUGAGAAAGAGAGAAUGAAAGAACAAGAAGAUGCAAUUCAGAAAGAAAGAGAUCAACUCCAGAGCUUACAGGAUGAAAGCAUGAAAGAGAGAGAGGAAAAUACCAAGAUGAAAGAAGAACUACAAGAACAACAAAAUGCUCUGAAAAUGCUUCAGGAGGAGAUUGAGUCCAAACAACAAGCUUUCAAGAACCAGGAGGAAGACCUCAACACCAGAAAGGAACAACUCAAUGCACUGCAAUUAGAAAUAGAAACACAGAGCAACGCCAUGGAAGACAAAAUGAAACUCAUUGCACAGCAAGAGAGCGAAUUGACAGAAAGACAAACUCAAAUAGAUAAGCAACAGAAAGAACUACAAAGCAUGAUGGAGUUACAUAGAGAAGAAACAUCUGUUCUUGAGCAACUCCAAUCAGAAAUUGAAGAUGAGAGGAAAGGAAUUGAGAGUACCAUUAUUGAGAGACUACAUUCUGAGAGAGAGGAACUUGAGAGGAUGAAAAACAAACUGGACGAAGACAGAGAAGAAAUAGAAAAAGACAGAAGUGUUUUGAUGACAGACAAAUAUGAUCUCAAGACACAGUUGGAAGAUCUGGACUCGUGCAAGAAAUCUAUUCAAGAUGAAAAAGAUACAAUUCAAUUGAAGGCAUCUGAGGUGGAACAGAAGAAAAAUAACAUAGAAAACAUGAUGGAUGAGAUGGCAAAGGAGAAAGAGAGAAUGAAAGAACAAGAAGAUGCUAUUCAGAAAGAAAGAGAUCAACUCCAGAGCUUACAGGAUGAAAGCAUGAAACACAGAGAGGAAAAUACCAAGAUGAAAGAAGAACUACAAGAACAACAAAAUGCUCUGAAAAGGCUUCAGGAGGAGAUUGAGUCCAAACAAAAAGUCUUCAAGGACCAGGAGGAAGACCUGAACAUCAGAAAGGAACAACUCAAUGCACUGCAAUCAGACAUAGAAACACAGACCAACGCCAUGGAAGACAAAAUGAAACUCAUUGCACAGCAAGAGAGCGAAUUGACAGAAAGACAAACUCAAAUAGAUAAGCAACAGAAAGAACUACAAAGCCUGAUGGAGUUACAGAGAGAAGAAACAUCGGUUCUUGAGCAACUCCGAUCAGAAAUUGAAGAUGAGAGGAAAGGAAUUGAGAGUACCAUUAUUGAGAGACUAAAUUCUGAGAGAGAGGAACUUGAGAAGAUGAAAAACAAACUGGACGAAGACAGAGAAGAAAUAGAAAAAGACAGAAGUGCCUUGAUGACAGACAAAGAUGAUCUCAAGACACAGUUGGAAGAUCUGGACUCGUGCAAGAAAUCUAUUCAAGAUGAAAAAGAUGAAAUUCAAUUGAAGGCAUUAGAGGUGGAACAGAAGACAAAUAACAUAGAAAGCAUGAUGGAUGAGAUGGCAAAGGAGAAAGAGAGAAUGAAAGAACAAGGAGAUGCUCUUCAGAAAGAAAGAGAUCAACUCCAGAGCUUACAGGAUGAAAGCAUGAAACAGAGAGAGGAAAAUACCAAGAUGAAAGAAGAACUACAAGAACAACAAAAUAUUCUGAAAGGGCUUCAGGAGGAGAUUGAGUCCAAACAACAAGCCUUCAAGGACCAGGAGGAAGACCUGAAUACCAGAAAGGAACAACUCAAUGCACUACAAUCAGAACUAGAAACACAGACCAACGCCAUGGAAGACAAAAUGCAAUUCAUUGCACAGCAAGAGAGCGAAUUGACAGAAACACAAACUCAAAUAGAUAAGCAACAGAAAGAACUACAAAACAUGAUGGAGUUACAGAGAGAAGAAACAUCGGUUCUUGAGCAACUCCGAUCAGAAAUUGAAGAUGAGAGGAAAGGAAUUGAGAGUACCAUUAUUGAGAGACUAAAUUCUGAGAGAGAGGAAAUUGAGAAGAUGAAAAACAAACUGGAUGAAGACAGAGAAGAAAUAGAAAAAGACAGAAGUGCCUUGAUGACAGACAAAGAUGAUAUCAAGACACAGUUGGAAGAUCUGGACUCGUGCAAGAAAUCUAUUCAAGAUGAAAAAGAUACAAUUCAAUUGAAGGCAUUAGAGGUGGAACAGAAGAAAAAUAACAUAGAAAGCAUGAUGGAUGAGAUGGCAAAGGAGAAAGAGAGAAUGAAAGAACAAGGAGAUGCUCUUCAGAAAGAAAGAGAUCAACUCCAGAGCGUACAGGAUGAAAGCAUGAAACAGAGAGAGGAAAAUACCAAGAUGAAAGAAGAACUACAAGAACAACAAAAUACUCUGAAAGGGCUUCAGGAGGAGAUUGAGUCCAAACAACAAGCCUUCAAGGACCAGGAGGAAGACCUGAAUACCAGAAAGGAACAACUCAAUACACUACAAUCAGAACUAGAAACACAGACCAACGCCAUGGAAGACAAAAUGCAAUUCAUUGCACAGCAAGAGAGCGAAUUGACAGAAAGACAAACUCAAAUAGAUAAGCAACAGAAAGAACUACAAAACAUGAUGGAGUUACAGAGAGAAGAAACAUCGGUUCUUGAGCAACUCCGAUCAGAAAUUGAAGAUGAGAGGAAAGGAAUUGAGAGUACCAUUAUUGAGAGACUAAAUUCUGAGAGAGAGGAACUUGAGAAGAUGAAAAACAAACUGGACGAAGACAGAGAAGAAAUAGAAAAAGACAGAAGUGCCUUGAUGACAGACAAAGAUGAUCUCAAGACACAGUUGGAAGAUCUGGACUCGUGCAAGAAAUCUAUUCAAGAUGAAAAAGAUACAAUUCAAUUGAAGGCAUCUGAGGUGGAACAGAAGAAAAAUAACGUAGAAAACAUGAUGGAUGAGAUGGCAAAUGAGAAAGAGAGAAUGAAAGAACAAGAAGAUGCAAUUCAGAAAGAAAGAGAUCAACUCCAGAGCUUACAGGAUGAAAGCAUGAAAGAGAGAGAGGAAAAUACCAAGAUGAAAGAAGAACUACAAGAACAACAAAAUGCUCUGAAAAUGCUUCAGGAGGAGAUUGAGUCCAAACAACAAGCUUUCAAGAACCAGGAGGAAGACCUCAACACCAGAAAGGAACAACUCAAUGCACUGCAAUUAGAAAUAGAAACACAGAGCAACGCCAUGGAAGACAAAAUGAAACUCAUUGCACAGCAAGAGAGCGAAUUGACAGAAAGACAAACUCAAAUAGAUAAGCAACAGAAAGAACUACAAAGCAUGAUGGAGUUACAUAGAGAAGAAACAUCUGUUCUUGAGCAACUCCAAUCAGAAAUUGAAGAUGAGAGGAAAGGAAUUGAGAGUACCAUUAUUGAGAGACUACAUUCUGAGAGAGAGGAACUUGAGAGGAUGAAAAACAAACUGGACGAAGACAGAGAAGAAAUAGAAAAAGACAGAAGUGUUUUGAUGACAGACAAAUAUGAUCUCAAGACACAGUUGGAAGAUCUGGACUCGUGCAAGAAAUCUAUUCAAGAUGAAAAAGAUACAAUUCAAUUGAAGGCAUCUGAGGUGGAACAGAAGAAAAAUAACAUAGAAAACAUGAUGGAUGAGAUGGCAAAGGAGAAAGAGAGAAUGAAAGAACAAGAAGAUGCUAUUCAGAAAGAAAGAGAUCAACUCCAGAGCUUACAGGAUGAAAGCAUGAAACACAGAGAGGAAAAUACCAAGAUGAAAGAAGAACUACAAGAACAACAAAAUGCUCUGAAAAGGCUUCAGGAGGAGAUUGAGUCCAAACAAAAAGUCUUCAAGGACCAGGAGGAAGACCUGAACAUCAGAAAGGAACAACUCAAUGCACUGCAAUCAGACAUAGAAACACAGACCAACGCCAUGGAAGACAAAAUGAAACUCAUUGCACAGCAAGAGAGCGAAUUGACAGAAAGACAAACUCAAAUAGAUAAGCAACAGAAAGAACUACAAAGCCUGAUGGAGUUACAGAGAGAAGAAACAUCGGUUCUUGAGCAACUCCGAUCAGAAAUUGAAGAUGAGAGGAAAGGAAUUGAGAGUACCAUUAUUGAGAGACUAAAUUCUGAGAGAGAGGAACUUGAGAAGAUGAAAAACAAACUGGACGAAGACAGAGAAGAAAUAGAAAAAGACAGAAGUGCCUUGAUGACAGACAAAGAUGAUCUCAAGACACAGUUGGAAGAUCUGGACUCGUGCAAGAAAUCUAUUCAAGAUGAAAAAGAUGAAAUUCAAUUGAAGGCAUUAGAGGUGGAACAGAAGACAAAUAACAUAGAAAGCAUGAUGGAUGAGAUGGCAAAGGAGAAAGAGAGAAUGAAAGAACAAGGAGAUGCUCUUCAGAAAGAAAGAGAUCAACUCCAGAGCUUACAGGAUGAAAGCAUGAAACAGAGAGAGGAAAAUACCAAGAUGAAAGAAGAACUACAAGAACAACAAAAUACUCUGAAAGGGCUUCAGGAGGAGAUUGAGUCCAAACAAAAAGCCUUCAAGGACCAGGAGGAAGACCUGAACAUCAGAAAGGAACAACUCAAUGCACUGCAAUCAGACAUAGAAACACAGACCAACGCCAUGGAAGACAAAAUGAAACUCAUUGCACAGCAAGAGAGCGAAUUGACAGAAAGACAAACUCAAAUAGAUAAGCAACAGAAAGAACUACAAAGCCUGAUGGAGUUACAGAGAGAAGAAACAUCGGUUCUUGAGCAACUCCGAUCAGAAAUUGAAGAUGAGAGGAAAGGAAUUGAGAGUACCAUUAUUGAGAGACUAAAUUCUGAGAGAGAGGAACUUGAGAAGAUGAAAAACAAACUGGACGAAGACAGAGAAGAAAUAGAAAAAGACAGAAGUGCCUUGAUGACAGACAAAGAUGAUCUCAAGACACAGUUGGAAGAUCUGGACUCGUGCAAGAAAUCUAUUCAAGAUGAAAAAGAUGAAAUUCAAUUGAAGGCAUUAGAGGUGGAACAGAAGACAAAUAACAUAGAAAGCAUGAUGGAUGAGAUGGCAAAGGAGAAAGAGAGAAUGAAAGAACAAGGAGAUGCUCUUCAGAAAGAAAGAGAUCAACUCCAGAGCUUACAGGAUGAAAGCAUGAAACAGAGAGAGGAAAAUACCAAGAUGAAAGAAGAACUACAAGAACAACAAAAUACUCUGAAAGGGCUUCAGGAGGAGAUUGAGUCCAAACAACAAGCCUUCAAGGACCAGGAGGAAGACCUGAAUACCAGAAAGGAACAACUCAAUGCACUACAAUCAGAACUAGAAACACAGACCAACGCCAUGGAAGACAAAAUGCAAUUCAUUGCACAGCAAGAGAGCGAAUUGACAGAAACACAAACUCAAAUAGAUAAGCAACAGAAAGAACUACAAAACAUGAUGGAGUUACAGAGAGAAGAAACAUCGGUUCUUGAGCAACUCCGAUCAGAAAUUGAAGAUGAGAGGAAAGGAAUUGAGAGUACCAUUAUUGAGAGACUAAAUUCUGAGAGAGAGGAAAUUGAGAAGAUGAAAAACAAACUGGAUGAAGACAGAGAAGAAAUAGAAAAAGACAGAAGUGCCUUGAUGACAGACAAAGAUGAUAUCAAGACACAGUUGGAAGAUCUGGACUCGUGCAAGAAAUCUAUUCAAGAUGAAAAAGAUACAAUUCAAUUGAAGGCAUUAGAGGUGGAACAGAAGAAAAAUAACAUAGAAAGCAUGAUGGAUGAGAUGGCAAAGGAGAAAGAGAGAAUGAAAGAACAAGGAGAUGCUCUUCAGAAAGAAAGAGAUCAACUCCAGAGCGUACAGGAUGAAAGCAUGAAACAGAGAGAGGAAAAUACCAAGAUGAAAGAAGAACUACAAGAACAACAAAAUACUCUGAAAGGGCUUCAGGAGGAGAUUGAGUCCAAACAACAAGCCUUCAAGGACCAGGAGGAAGACCUGAAUACCAGAAAGGAACAACUCAAUGCACUACAAUCAGAACUAGAAACACAGACCAACGCCAUGGAAGACAAAAUGCAAUUCAUUGCACAGCAAGAGAGCGAAUUGACAGAAAGACAAACUCAAAUAGAUAAGCAACAGAAAGAACUACAAAACAUGAUGGAGUUACAGAGAGAAGAAACAUCGGUUCUUGAGCAACUCCGAUCAGAAAUUGAAGAUGAGAGGAAAGGAAUUGAGAGUACCAUUAUUGAGAGACUAAAUUCUGAGAGAGAGGAACUUGAGAAGAUGAAAAACAAACUGGACGAAGACAGAGAAGAAAUAGAAAAAGACAGAAGUGCCUUGAUGACAGACAAAGAUGAUCUCAAGACACAGUUGGAAGAUCUGGACUCGUGCAAGAAAUCUAUUCAAGAUGAAAAAGAUACAAUUCAAUUGAAGGCAUUUGAGGUGGAACAGAAGAAAAAUAACAUAGAAAGCAUGAUGGAUGAGAUGGCAAAGGAGAAAGAGAGAAUGAAAGAACAAGGAGAUGCUCUUCAGAAAGAAAGAGAUCAACUCCAGAGCUUACAGGAUGAAAGCAUAAAACACAGAGAGGAAAAUACCAAGAUGAAAGAAGAACUACAAGAACAACAAAAUGCUCUGAAAAGGCUUCAGGAGGAGAUUGAGUCCAAACAAAAAGCCUUCAAGGACCAGGAGGAAGACCUGAACAUCAGAAAGGAACAACUCAAUGCACUGCAAUCAGACAUAGAAACACAGACCAACGCCAUGGAAGACAAAAUGAAACUCAUUGCACAGCAAGAGAGCGAAUUGACAGAAAGACAAACUCAAAUAGAUAAGCAACAGAAAGAACUACAAAGCCUGAUGGAGUUACAGAGAGAAGAAACAUCGGUUCUUGAGCAACUCCGAUCAGAAAUUGAAGAUGAGAGGAAAGGAAUUGAGAGUACCAUUAUUGAGAGACUAAAUUCUGAGAGAGAGGAACUUGAGAAGAUGAAAAACAAACUGGACGAAGACAGAGAAGAAAUAGAAAAAGACAGAAGUGCCUUGAUGACAGACAAAGAUGAUCUCAAGACACAGUUGGAAGAUCUGGACUCGUGCAAGAAAUCUAUUCAAGAUGAAAAAGAUGAAAUUCAAUUGAAGGCAUUAGAGGUGGAACAGAAGACAAAUAACAUAGAAAGCAUGAUGGAUGAGAUGGCAAAGGAGAAAGAGAGAAUGAAAGAACAAGGAGAUGCUCUUCAGAAAGAAAGAGAUCAACUCCAGAGCUUACAGGAUGAAAGCAUGAAACAGAGAGAGGAAAAUACCAAGAUGAAAGAAGAACUACAAGAACAACAAAAUACUCUGAAAGGGCUUCAGGAGGAGAUUGAGUCCAAACAACAAGCCUUCAAGGACCAGGAGGAAGACCUGAAUACCAGAAAGGAACAACUCAAUGCACUACAAUCAGAACUAGAAACACAGACCAACGCCAUGGAAGACAAAAUGCAAUUCAUUGCACAGCAAGAGAGCGAAUUGACAGAAACACAAACUCAAAUAGAUAAGCAACAGAAAGAACUACAAAACAUGAUGGAGUUACAGAGAGAAGAAACAUCGGUUCUUGAGCAACUCCGAUCAGAAAUUGAAGAUGAGAGGAAAGGAAUUGAGAGUACCAUUAUUGAGAGACUAAAUUCUGAGAGAGAGGAACUUGAGAAGAUGAAAAACAAACUGGACGAAGACAGAGAAGAAAUAGAAAAAGACAGAAGUGCCUUGAUGACAGACAAAGAUGAUCUCAAGACACAGUUGGAAGAUCUGGACUCGUGCAAGAAAUCUAUUCAAGAUGAAAAAGAUACAAUUCAAUUGAAGGCAUCUGAGGUGGAACAGAAGAAAAAUAACGUAGAAAACAUGAUGGAUGAGAUGGCAAAGGAGAAAGAGAGAAUGAAAGAACAAGAAGAUGCAAUUCAGAAAGAAAGAGAUCAACUCCAGAGCUUACAGGAUGAAAGCAUGAAACAGAGAGAGGAAAAUACCAAGAUGAAAGAAGAACUACAAGAACAACAAAAUGCUCUGAAAAGGCUUCAGGAGGAGAUGGAGUCCAAACAACAAGCUUUCAAGAACCAGGAGGAAGACCUCAACACCAGAAAGGAACAACUCAAUGCACUGCAAUUAGAAAUAGAAACACAGAGCAACGCCAUGGAAGACAAAAUGAAACUCAUUGCACAGCAAGAGAGCGAAUUGACAGAAAGACAAACUCAAAUAGAUAAGCAACAGAAAGAACUACAAAGCAUGAUGGAGUUACAUAGAGAAGAAACAUCUGUUCUUGAGCAACUCCAAUCAGAAAUUGAAGAUGAGAGGAAAGGAAUUGAGAGUACCAUUAUUGAGAGACUACAUUCUGAGAGAGAGGAACUUGAGAGGAUGAAAAACAAACUGGACGAAGACAGAGAAGAAAUAGAAAAAGACAGAAGUGCCUUGAUGACAGACAAAUAUGAUCUCAAGACACAGUUGGAAGAUCUGGACUCGUGCAAGAAAUCUAUUCAAGAUGAAAAAGAUACAAUUCAAUUGAAGGCAUUUGAGGUGGAACAGAAGAAAAAUAACAUAGAAAGCAUGAUGGAUGAGAUGGCAAAGGAGAAAGAGAGAAUGAAAGAACAAGGAGAUGCUCUUCAGAAAGAAAGAGAUCAACUCCAGAGCUUACAGGAUGAAAGCAUGAAACAGAGAGAGGAAAAUACCAAGAUGAAAGAAGAACUACAAGAACAACAAAAUGCUCUGAAAAGGCUUCAGGAGGGGAUUGAGUCCAAACAACAAGCCUUCAAGGACCAGGAGGAAGACCUGAACACCAGAAAGGAACAACUCAAUGCACUGCAAUCAGACAUAGAAACACAGAGCAACGCCAUGGAAGACAAAAUGAAACUCAUUGCACAGCAAGAGAGCGAAUUGACAGAAAGACAAACUCAAAUAGAUAAGCAACAGAAAGAACUACAAAGCAUGAUGGAGUUACACAGAGAAGAAACAUCGGUUCUUGAGCAACUCCGAUCAGAAAUUGAAGAUGAGAGGAAAGGAAUUGAGAGUACCAUUAUUGAGAGACUAAAUUCUGAGAGAGAGGAACUUGAGAAGAUGAAAAACAAACUGGACGAAGACAGAGAAGAAAUAGAAAAAGACAGAAGUGCCUUGAUGACAGACAAAGAUGAUCUCAAGACACAGUUGGAAGAUCUGGACUCGUGCAAGAAAGCUAUUCAAGAUGAAAAAGAUGAAAUUCAAUUGAAGGCAUCUGAGGUGGAACAGAAGAAAAAUAACAUAGAAAAUAUGAUGGAUGAGAUGGCAAAGGAGAAAGAGAGAAUGAAAGAACAAGAAGAUGCUAUUCAGAAAGAAAAAGAUCAACUCCAGAGCGUACGGGAUGAAAGCAUGAAACAGAGAGAGGACAAUACCCAGAUGAAAGAAGAACUACAAGAACAACAAAAUGCUCUGAAAAAGCUUCAGGAGAAGAUUGAGUCCAAACAACAAGCCUUCAAGAAUCAGGAGGAAGACCUGAACACCAGAAAGGAACAACUCAAUGCACAGCAAUCAGAACUAGAAACACAGGCCAACGCCAUGGAAGACAAAAUGAAACUCAUAGCACAGCAAGAGAGUGAAUUGACUGAAAAAGAAAAGCUAAUGGAUCAACAGCAGAGAGACCUAGAGAAUAUGAUUGAUAUACACAUAAAAGAAAAAUAUACUCUUGAGCAAAUCAGAUCAGAAAUCGAAGAAGAAAAAAUGAAAAUGGAGAGUACCAUUAUUGAGAGACUAAAUUCUGAGAGAGAGGAACUUGAGAAGAUGAAAAACAAACUGGACGAAGACAGAGAAGAAAUAGAAAAAGACAGAAGUGCCUUGAUGACAGACAAAGAUGAUCUCAAGAGACAGUUGGAAGAUCUGGACUCGUCCAAGAAAGCUAUUCAAGAUGAAAAGGAUGUUAUUCAAAGGAAGGUAUCUGAGGUGGAACAGAAGCCAGAUAACAUAGAAAAGGAGGAGAUGGCAAAGCAGAAAGAGAGAAUGGAAGAACAAGCAGAUGCUCUUCAAAGAGAAAGAGAUCAACUCCAGAGUUUACAGGACGAAAUCAUGAAACAGAGGGAGGACAAUACCAAGAUCAAAGAAGAACUACAAGAACAACAAAAUGCUGUGAAACAGCUUCGUGAGGAGAUGGAGUCCAAACAACAAGUCUUCAAGGACCAGGAGGAAUACCUGGACACCAGGAAGGAACAACUCAAUGCACUGGAAUUAGAUCUAGAAACACAGACUAAUGCCAUGGAAGAGAAAAUGAAAACCAUUGAACAGAAGCACAAUGAAUUCACAGAAAAAGAAAACCAAAUAGAUCAACAGCAGAAAGAGUUAGAGAAUAUGCUUGAUGUCCUCCAAGAGGAAAAAUCUGCUCUGGAGCAACUGAGAUCAGAAAUCAAAGAAGAAAAAACGAAAAUGGAGAGCACCAUUAAGGAGAGACUGAACUCUGAGAGAGAGGAACUUGAGAAGAUGAAAAACAGUCUGGACGAAGACAAAAAUGAAAUAGAAAACAACAGGAGUGCCUUGAUGAAAGACAAAGAGGGUCUCAAGAGACAGCUGGAAGAGCUGGACUCGUGCAAGAAAGCUAUUCAAAAUGACCAAGAUGAAAUUCAGAUAAAGUUAUCUGAGAUAGAACAAAAGUUUAACAUUUUAGAAAACAAGGAAGAGGAGAUGGCAAAGGAAAGAGAGAGGUUGGAAGCAGAAGCACAGAGCCUUCGAGAAGAACGGGAAGGUGCUCUUGAAAAAGAAAAGGAUAAUCUCCAGAGCCUACAGGAUGAACGCAUGAAACAGAGAGAUGACAAUACCAAGAUCAAAGAAGAACUACAAGAACAACAAAAUGCUCUUAAACAGCUUCAGGAGGAGAUGGAGUCCAAACAUCAAGCCUUCAAGGACUGGGAAGAAGAUCUGAACACCAAGAAGGAACAACUCAAUGCACUGCAAUCAGAUCUUCAUUCACAGACUAAUGCCAUAGAAGACAAAAUGAAAACAAUUGAAGAGAAGCAGAGUGAAUUGACAGAAAGAGAAGACCAAAUAGAUAAACAGCAGAAAGAGCUAGAGAGUGUGAUGGGUGUAUGCAGAGAAGAAAAAUCUGCUCUUGAGCAGCUCAGAUCAGAAAUUGAAGAGGAGAGGAAAGGAAUUGAUAGCAUCAUUAACGAGAGACUGAACUCUGAGCGAGAGGUUAUUGAGAACACAACAAUCAGACUGGAAGAAGACAGAAAACAAAUAGAAAACAUUAGAAAUGCCUUGAUGAAAGACAAAGAUGAUCUCAAGAAACAGUUGGAAGAUUUGGACUCACAAAAGAAAGCAAUUCAAUAUGAGAUUCAAAUGAAGUUAUCUGAGGUGGACAUACAGUCUAAUGACAUAUUGAAAAUGGAAGAGGAGAUAGAAAAGGAGCGGAAGAGAUUGGAAGAACAAGGACAGGCUCUUCAAAAAGAAAAGGAUCUUCUUCAACUCUCUCAGAUUGAAUGGUUGAGUCAGAGGAAGGACAAUGUUAAAAUGAAGGAAGAACUUCAAGAUAAGCAAAAGGCUCUUCAACAGCUUCAGGGAGAGAUAGAGUUUAAACAACAAGCCCUUGAGAGCCGAGAGGAAGACUUGAAUUGCAAGGAAGAGCAGCUCAAUUUACAGCAGUCAGAGCUUCAAGCACAGAGAGACUCAUUGGAAGACCAGAUGGUGGUCAUUGUCCAACAACAGAGUGACCUGACACAGAGGAAAGCUCAGAUUGACCAAGAACAAAAAGAGCUGGACACAAUGAUGGCCAUCCAUCAGAAAGAAAAAUCUGCUUUUGCACAAAACAUUGCACAAAGUAAGGAGGAGAGAGAAAGAAUUGAUAGCACUGUGAAAGAGAGCCUGAGUUCGGAGAGAGAAGAUAUCGAGAAACGUGAAAUGAGACUGAAUGAAGAGAGACAGGAAAUGGAAAAUUACAGACAAAUCAUAAUGAAAGACAAAGAUGACCUGAAGAGACAACAGGAAGAGUUGGAUCAAUACAAUACGGCUAUUCAAAAUGACAAAGAUGAAAUUCAAAGGAAGAUGGCUGAGAUGGAAGAAAAAGCCAUUCAUCUUCAGAUGAUGAUGGUUGAGGUGGUGAAGGAGAAAGCACAAUUGGAAGACCAGGCACAGGCCCUAAAUAAUGAAAAGGAUGAACUCGUAAGCCUUCAGAAUGAAAGUGAGAAACAGAGAGAAGAGAAUAAAAAAAUCAAGGAAGAAGUACAAGCAGAAAGAGAUGCUCUGACACAACUUCAGCAAGAGAUGGAGUCUAAAUCGCAAGCCCUGAAGGACCAGGAGGAGGGCCUUAAUGCCAGGACUGAACAGCUUGAGGUACAACAGUCAGAACUCCAAGCACAGAAAGACACCAUAGAACAUGAGAUGAAGGUCAUUGCUCACCAACAAAGUGGCCUGACACAAAGAGAAAAUCAGAUAGACAAACAACAAAAAGAUUUCGACAAGAUGAUGGAUGUACAUAGGAACGAAAAAUCUGAAUUGGAGCAAUUCAAAGCAGACAUGGAUGAAGAGAGGAGAAGAACUGAAACAACCCUUAAAGAGAGUCUACGUUCUGAGAGAGAAGAUUUUGAGAAACUUCAAAAGAGACUGGAUGAAAUACAGAAAGAAAACGAUGCUCUGAAACAGACUCAGCAAGAAAUGGAGUCUAAAACACAAGCCUUGAAUGAUCAGGAGGAAGAGCUGAAUAACAGAAAAGAGCACCUUGGGGUUCACCAGUCUGACCUUGAGGCACAGAGACACGCCAUUAGAGACCAGAUGAAGGACAUUGCACAGCAGCAGAGCGACCUGACAGAAUGGAAAUCACAAAUUGAACAGCAACAGAAAGAGCUAGAUGUCAUAAUUGAUUUAAACCUGAAAGAAAAAUCUGCUCUUGACCAAAUCAGAGCAACCAUUGAAGAGGAGAGACAAAGAAUUGAGAGCACUAUUAAAGACACAAUGCGUUCUGAAAGAGAAGACCUAGAGAAACAGAAAAAUAAGUUGGACGAGGAAAAACAGGAAGAAGAAAACUACAGAAACGCCUUAUUGAAAGAGAAAGAGGAAUUAGAAAAUCUUAAAAAUGAUCUCAACAGACAGUUGGAGGACGUGGAUCAAUACAGGAAAACUAUUCAAGAUGAAAAAGAGGAAAUUCAAAGAAAGGCAACCGAAGUGGAAGAAAAGGCAAGUCACACUGAAAUCAUGAGGCAGGAGAUGGCGAGGGAGCGAGAGAGAUUUGAUGAACAAUCAGAUCAACUCCAAAGACUUCAAAAUGAAAUCGAAAAGCAGAGAGUAGAGAAUGACAGGAUCAAGGCAGAAAUACAGGCAGAAAGAGAUUACCUGAAACAGUUUCAAGAAGAGAUCAAGGUCCUAGAAGACACAGUCAUACCACAUAUGGAGGAGAUAAAGUCAACACCUGAGAGGGCAGAUGUUUCAAUUGCAGAAACAGUGGUGGAGCGCGAUACCCAGACACCUGCAGCAGCAGAGGAGCUGCAUGAUGUGACAACCCAAACUUCUGUGGUGACUACAGAGCUGUCUCAUAAUGCAACACAAACAGUCGAUCAGAAACCAAUGGAGACACAACCUGCAACAAAAGAGAUGGUUGAUGCUGCAGCACAGACUGUACAAACUGACUUGGAGGAUGUGGAUUCUACGACACAAACAUUAGCCUCUGAAGAGGACACAACACAAGCACCAGUAGCAAUUACAGAGCUGACUGAUACUGCAACACAAACAGUAGAGGAGCCUUUAAGGGAGACUGAUGAAAAACCUAUGGUGGAGACAGAGACUGAGGCUGCAAUAUCUGUGACAAAACUGACAGCUGAGGCUGCAACAGCUUCUGAAGAGGCUGAUGCUUCAACCCAAACACCCAUGGAGAGUAAAGAGCUGUUUGAUACUGCAAGUCAAACAGAAGAUGACCCUUCCAUGCAGCAGACUGAUGCAAAACCUGCAGUGGAGGCAGAGCCUGAAGCGGCACAAUCUGUGACAAAAGAGACGGUUGAUUCGGAAACACAAACUGUCACAGCUGAACUGGAGCAGGUGGAUGCAACAACCAAAACACCUGUCAUGGCUGUUGAAGAAGACCAUGUUGUAACAGCAGCUGUGGAUGCAGCGCCGGAGACAACACAACCGGUGAGAAAAGAGAUGGUUGAUGCUACCACUGAGACUGUAACUCUUGAAGCAAGGCAGGCUGAUGCUUCAACACAAACACCAGCAGUAACUGUGGAACAGGAUGAGGCUGGGACAGAAUUACCUGAAGUACCUGUAACUGUGGAACAAGAUGAUGCAGCCACCCAAACACUUGACGAAGGAGUGGAGCAGCAUGAUGCCGCUACCCAAACACUUGCAGAGCAAGAAGAGCAAGAAGAUGCAGCGGCAAAAACGCCUGCAGGAGAUUUACAGCUGUUUGAGGUCGCCACCCAAACACCAGUGAUGGCCAUAGAAUUGUCAGAUACUGCAACACAAACAGCAGAGGCAGAAGAGCAAAAAGCUGCAGUACCUGUGACAAAAGAGAUGUCCAAUGCUGCAACACAGACUGUAAAAACUGAAUUGGAGCAGCUGGAUGCAACAACAGAAUCACCUUCCCUAACUGUGGAGGAAGAAGAAGAUGUAACACCAGGCUUAGUGCUGUUUGAGGCAACCACCCAAACACCAGUGGUGAGCACAGAACUGUCUGAUACUGCAUCACAGACAGAAGCGUUCCCUGCUGAACAGGCUGAUGCAAUAACUAUUGUUGACAUUGAGUUUGACACAACCCAAACCGAGACAAAAGAGGUGUCUGAUACAGCAACCCAGACUGUAACAGCUGACUUUGAGCAGGUGGAUGCAUUAACCCCUACACCUGCCAUAGCUGUGGAGGAAGACCAUGUGUUAACAGCAGCUGUAGAGCUGUUUGAGGCAGCCACCCAAACACAUGUGGUGACCCUGGAGCUGUCUGAUACAGCAACGCAAACAGUGGAAGAUCCUCUAGAGCAGGCUCAUGCAAAACUUGCUGUGGAGACAGAGCCUGAAACUGUGCUUGCUGUGACAAAAGAGACGGCUCAUGCUGCAACUCCUGAAGAAGCGCAGGCUGAUGAGUCAAUGCAAACCUCCAAAGCAACUGUGGAACAGGGUGAUGCAACAACCCAAGCACCUGCAGUUGGAAUGUUACAGGCUGAUGCUAUAACAGAAUCACCCGCAGCACAAACAACUGCAAAAGGAGUGGGGCUGUCUGAUGAAACAAUCCAAACAUUUACAACAACAGCAGAAGUGAAGGCCAAGGCAAUAAAAACACCUGCACUAGCUGUGGAGAUGUUUGAAGCAGCCACCCAAACACCAGUGGUGACCACAGAACUGUCUGAUAUGGCAGUACAGACAGAAGAGAUUAUUUUAGAACACUUUGAUGCAAAACUUGCAGUGGACACAGAUCCUGAUGCCGCACAACCUCUGACAAAGGACACAACUGAUGCAGCAACACAGACCCCACUUGUAAAGGGGAGGCAAGUUGUUAUGAAAGAACGAUACUUUUUACCAUCCUUUAAACAGGCAGUGAAAACCCUUGCAACAGAACUUCAGCUUGAAGCACAGUUGGCUGAAAUCAAGAAAGCUGAUGCUGAAACACCCGCCAUUGUUGAAAAGGUAAAACCAAAAGACAAGGCAGAUGCCAAGGAACAGACUCCUGAGAUUGAGCCAAAGAUAGAUAGCAGUGUGAAACCAGUGGAGAAAGAAGAUGUGGCAGAAGAGGAUGGGGAAGACAAACCCCAUACAAAAGAAACUGAUGAGACUGCAGUUGAAGUGGAAUCUGACACACAGAAACAGGAAUCUUUAGAGGCAGUGAAUGCUGAAAUCAUACAAAAGCAAGCUGACCUUGAGAAACUGAAGAUGGAGAUAGACACCCUUCAAACAAUGCUGAGCACUGAAAGAGAAGAGCUGGAGCAGACGAGAGUGCAGAACCAUAGCGAGAAGGAGAGAGCAGUAGCAUUGACCACACAACGUCUGAAGCUACAGGUCGAUCUGGAACACAUUGCAGUUGAGACCUGGAAGAAAAGAGCUGAGCUAGAAUUGGUCCAUAAGGAGAUUCAGGACAAACAACAAGAGACGAUACCUGAUGCAGCACAGAUGCAUGGGAAGUAUGAGGAACAAGUCAGAAAACAAACUGAGACAGCGGUUCAGACAGACGUCAAGGGUGAAGAGUUAAACAACAUCCAAUCAGCUUUGAAUAAAGACAGGCAAGAGCUGAAAAUCCUACAGGAGGCACUGCAAAAAGAACAAAGCUUACUCGAGCAAGAAAAGAUGGAAGCAAACCAACAAGAACAAGAAAGGAGGAUGGCAGCAAAGAAGGAAGACGAAAAGCUGAGGGGAACACUUGAUGCAGAUCAAGAUUCUUCAUUUAAAGUGGACACUCUGCAAAAAGACAUUGAAGAAUUGAAGCUGAAGAAAUCUGAGCUGGAAAGACAAGAACAGGACAUUGCUAAACGAGCAGAAGCCGUAAGACUGAGAGAAAAUGAGCUGGAGAAGUCAGCAUCUGAUAUGCAGCUUUCAAAAACAGCGAAGGGAAUUACCCUAGCAGAGCAGAGAGAGACAGCAGAGAUCAUCAAAGAGAAAACACUGAGAGGCACAGAGGCACUUACAGAGUUAACUUCAGAGAUUGAGAUUCAGAGAAGUAAACUGACGCAUGUGUUGAAUGAGUGUCAGAGAAAAGCCAAGGAGCUACAACAGAUUCAGGAUGAGUUAAAGGACAUAGAAAUAGAGGUUAUCAAACUAAAGAACACGAAGAAAGUGCUAGAAGAAGAAGAGGAAGCACAAAUAAAAGCCAUUACAGACAUUAAACAGAUUGUAAAAGAAGACAAAGUUACAGAGCAACUGAAACCAACUGAAAGGACAGACGUGGCAACGAUGACAGUCACACCAAUAGAAAAAGUGUUGCACCGUCAAAAUGCCACAACUCAAACACCACAAGACGAUAAAAGAGAGGACACAGACAAGCUGAGGCAGUGGCAGGAGGAAUAUGACCAAAAGAGCCAGGAACUUUCCACAAUGGAAGCAGAGAUCCAAAGACAGCGUGAGGAAACCGAAAAGAGCAUACAGGCAAUGGAAAAAGAAAAGGCAGUCAUGUUGCAGGACAGAACUGAACUUCAACGAUGCUUGGAAGACAUAGAGAGGGGGGAGACUGACAAAUGCUUUGAAAGGCUGGAACAGCUCACAACCACAUGGAUAUCACGAGGCUGGGAUGUCGGCACACUGAAAGUCCAAAGAGGAAAGCAGCCAAAAGACAGAACAGCUGAAAAGAAGACAACCAUUGAAAGAGAAGAAAUCAAACAAAUGGAACAGAGGAUACUCGAGAUGAAAAAGGAUCUAGAGGAGCGGUGGGAAGUCUUUGAACAAAAACAGAAAGAGAAGGUGGAACUUCGGAGACAACUAGAGCUCCGAAGAGGUGACAUCGAGAAAUACAAAGACUUACUUCAAAGGCAGCAGGCCGUGGACAGCCAGGUGGCCAACGAGAGGGCCCGACAAGUUCAGAUCAUUAAGGACCUGAUGAUGAAGGAGAUCGAGGCACUGAGGAGCAUAGGCAAAGGCGUCAGCAGCGAGCAGCUGUGGAGACUAGCACUGCAGAUAUCCCAACUGGAGAGGUCACUGGUGAGGACCGUCGACCGUGCCAUGCAGACCUUAACCCAGAGGGGGCCGAGUCAGACGGGGGCCUUGAUCUCGUCUCAACUGGAGCACACACGGGAGGUUCACCACAAAUCGACAGGUGUGAUGGUAGAGGUCGGGGACAGCAGCACAGCCAUGGAUGUAGGACCAGGGAGACCCAGAGAGAGCAGAGGAACACAGACGGGCAGGAUACAUCAGCGGGACUCUCUAUAUGUCAGAGUGCUGAGGUGCUUCAGAAGGUGUUGCUGCAACUGCUGUUGCUGUCGCUGUGGGAACACGGAACACAGCCAGGUGGACUUACAUGACGAAUAGCCCAAACUCAAUAUCCUUGGGGCACAUAAGAGCAGCACAUACAUGAAAUGUUGGAGAAUACACCUAUUUACUACAGAGGUCUAACAGAGAAGAUUCUGGAAUCAUCAGUUACAUUUUUGUAGUGUUAUAAUUGUUUUAAGUUGAAAUUAUUCUAAUGACACUUAUGCCUAUAAUAAUAUUCCUGAUUUUUAUUUCAAUAAUAUGUUAUAUUUGCUGGCUCCAAUUUUCACAAUAUUACAGUAUAUUCAGAGUGAAUCACUUAUAUGAUAUUUAGCCUAUAUUGUCAGAAAAGAUGAGGAAAUUUAAGGAAAAUGCUGUGGGCGAUGAUGUUACUUAUUUAUUUGUUGUAUUGAUUUAGCCUAUUGCUUUCUUUACUGAUUGCCAUUAGUUGGCUAGAGUAGGCCUACAGCUGUAGUAGGCUAGGCUACUUUUAUUCACGCCUAAGAUUGGAACAAGUUUAUGACAAAUAGGUCUACUAAACUUUAGGAUAGCCAACUUCAGUCUUGUUUACGAUGCCCGUGUUUAAGAGUUUGUAACAGUGUUUGUUU